Molecule: messenger RNA, 46939 nt
Organism: Coregonus sp. 'balchen'
Lineage: Eukaryota; Metazoa; Chordata; Actinopteri; Salmoniformes; Salmonidae
Source: the annotation of a GenBank genome assembly
AUGCACUGUUUGAAAAUAUUACGGGUGACCAACGCAGCAGCUGUGCAAACCUUGGUGACGGACGCCACUAAAAGAGUUGUCAAAAAGGGUUGUUAUAACUGUUUAUUACCGGGGUGUCCUACUAACGUUAAAGUUCAAGCCGCACAAUGUUUCAACACAAGUUCAACAGAUCAGCACCACAUUGGAACAACCUCAGAUAUGGACCACGUGCUUCCUAAACUGUGAGUUUGUGUUUCACUAUUGGUCCAGUUCAGUGAUGUGUGUGUGUGUGUCACAUUACAUGCAAUUAUAGCUAUAAAACAAUGCUUUUCUCCAUGUUCCUCAAUCAUCCAUUAGUCUAUAAAUAUUAUUUCAAUUACAUUAGCAUGUGUCUGUGUUUGUGUACACUGACAACUGUCCUCUAUGUUGCUGUAGGAGCAAUGAUGGAAAGGGUCUGUUCUCAGGAGUAGAAGACAUGCUCUUCUACACCAUCACAGAUGGUCAUGAACAAGUCCCCGUCUCACAUUUUAUCUCUGUGAGUACACACAUCAGUUAACCUAUACAAGAAAGGAGAUUCAGUUGUAAAUUAAAUAGAUUACUCUGUAGGCUAAUAUACCCUUUCUCACUCAACCCUCGACAACAAACUCUCUCUCUCUCGGUUCAGACACAAAAGCACAUAUUCACUCACUCACUCACUCACUCACUCACUCACUCACUCACUCACUCACUCACUCACUCACUCACUCACUCACUCACUCACUCACUCAUUCACUCACUCACUCAUUCACUCACUCACUCACACACACUUCACAACAAACACUGCAGAACAGUCAUUUAUUUGUAAAGAAAGAUACAAAAUAUGUCUUCAGAAAUUAUCUAUGAGACUAUACAAUUUUUGCUCUCACUCAAACUUUGUCUCUGUCACCACUUGAGCUAUGCUUAACCCAGGUAUGCUGGGUUCAAGAGUUAUUGGAGACACCGAACUGCCACUGGCUGCACAGAACCAACUUUAUUCGCUUUGGGGAAGUAGGUUAAUUAUGAGCAAGGGAAGGCAGGUGCAGCAACAAGUGACCCGUUCGUCGAUUGCAUCCCUUGAGCAAGCUGAAAUGGUGUUCAUUACAUUGCAGUGCAGCCAUUUAAUAAUAGUACAACUAUAUCAAGAUUGUUUGUUUUUUUAGCACAAUUACAUUUCAAGACAGGCCAAUUAGUUGAGUCCUUUAACUUUUUUUUAUUAAUAAUCUGUAUGUUAUUGCAUUUUCUAAAUACUAUUAGUAACUCAAACAAUGGAUACAUUUAACUAUUGCUGUUAAUUGUCACUUUAUUGCAAGAAACAGUGGGCAACAAAAGGGUGAAUACAAUCUGGCCUUAAAUGGCCAUGUGCUCUUAUAAUCAACACCCGGCACAGCCAGAAGGGGACUGGCCACCCCUCAGAGCCUGGUUCCUCGCUAGGUUUCUUGCUAGGUUCUUGCCUUUCUAGGGAGUUUUUCCUAGCCACCGUGCUUCUACAUCUGCAUUGCUUGCUGUUUGUGGUUUUAGGCUGGGUUUCUGUAUAGCACUUUGUGACAUCUGCUAUUUAUAAAUCAAUUUGAUUGAAUACACACAGAGGUGUAUCGUGGAACAGUAUUUCAUUAUGUUAUUGUAAUGAAAUAGUCUCCAUGCCUCCGUGCCUAAUGGAGGACUGGAAGGAAUGUGUCUGGUGAAGAUCACAACACAUCAGUCUAAAGAUUACCCUGCAUAGUUACUACAGAGACUAGAUUAGGUUGUAAAGAUUACCCUGCAUAGUUACUACAGAGACUAGAUUAGGUUGUAAAGAUUACCCUGCAUAGUUACUACAGAGACUAGAUUAGGUUGUAAAGAUUACCCUGCAUAGUUACUACAGAGACUAGAUUUGGUUGUAAAGAUUACCCUGCAUAGUUACUACAAGAGACUAGAUUAGGUUUGUAAAGAUUACCCUGCAUAGUUACUACAGAGACUAGAUUAGGUUGUAAAGAUUACCCUGCAUAGUUACUACAGAGACUAGAUUAGGUUGUAAAGAUUACCUGCAUAGUUACUACAGAGACUAGAUUAGGUUUGUAAAGAUUACCCUGCAUAGUUACUACAGAGACUAGAUUAGGUUGUAAAGAUUACCCUGCAUAGUUACUACAGAGACUAGAUUAGGUUGUAAAGAUUACCCUUGCAUAGUUUACUACAGAGACUAGAUUAGGUUGUAAAGAUUACCCUGCAUAGUUACUACAGAGAUUAGGUUGUAAAGAUUACCCUGCAUAGUUACUACAGAGACUAGAUUAGGUUGUAAAGAUUACCCUGCAUAGUUACUACAGAGACUAGAUUAGGUUGUAAAGAUUAGCCUGGCAUAGUUCUACAGAGACUAGAUUAGGUUGUAAAUAUUACCCUGCAAUAGUUACUACAGAGACUAGAUUAGGUUGUAAGAUUGCCCUGCAUAGUUUACUACAAGAGACUAGAUUAGGUUGGUAAAGUAUUACCCUGCAUAGUUACUACAGAGACUAAUUAGGUUGUAAAGAUUACCCUGCAUAGUUACUACAGAGACUAGAGAUUAUGUUGUAAAAGAUUACCCUGCAUAGUUACUACAGAGACUAGAUUAGGUUGUACAAGAUUACCCUGCAUAGUUACUACAGAGACUAGAUUAGGUUGUAAAUAUUACCCUGCAUAGUUACACUACCGAGACUAGAUUAGGUUGUCAAGAUUACCCUGCAUAGUUACUACUACAAGACUAGAUUAUGUUGUAAAGAUUACCCUGCAUAGUUACUACAGAGACUAGAUUAGGUUGUAAAGAUUACCCUGCAUAGUUACUACAGAGACUAGAUUAGGUUGUAAAGAUUACCCUGCAUAGUUACUACAGAGAUUAGGUUGUAAAGAUUACCCUGCAUAGUUACUACAGAGACUAGAUUAGGUUGUAAAGAUUACCCUGCAUAGUUACUACAGAGACUAGAUUAGGUUGUAAAGAUUACCCUGCAUAGUUACUACAGAGAUUAGGUUAUAAAGAUUACCCUGCAUAGUUACUACAGAGACUAGAUUAGGUUGUAAAGAUUAGCCUGCAUAGUUACUACAGAGACUAGAUUAGGUUGUAAAUAUUACCCUGCAUAGUUACUACAGAGACUAGAUUAGGUUGUAAAGAUUACCCUGCAUAGUUACUACAGAGACUAGAUUAGGUUGUAAAUAUUACCCUGCAUAGUUACUACAGAGACUAGAUUAGGUUGUAAAGAUUACCCUGCAUAGUUACUACAGCGAUUAGGUUGUAAAGAUUACCCUGCAUAGUUACUACAGAGACUAGAUUAGGUUGUAAAGAUUAGCCUGCAUAGUUACUACAGAGACUAGAUUAGGUUGUAAAUAUUACCCUGCAUAGUUACUACAGAGAUUAGGUUGUAAAGAUUACCCUGCAUAGUUACUACAGAGACUAGAUUAGGUUGUAAAGAUUAGCCUGCAUAGUUACUACAGAGACUAGAUUAGGUUGUAAAUAUUACCCUGCAUAGUUACUACAGAGACUAGAUUAGGUUGUAAAGAUUACCCUGCAUAGUUACUACAGAGACUAGAUUUGGUUGUAAAGAUUACCCUGCAUAGUUACUACAGAGACUAGAUUAGGUUGUAAAGAUUAGCCUGCAUAGUUACUACAGAGACUAGAUUAGGUUGUAAAGAUUACCCUGCAUAGUUACUACAGAGACUAGAUUAGGUUGUAAGGAUUACCCUGCAUAGUUACUACAGAGACUAGAUUAGGUUGUAAAGAUUAGCCUGCAUAGUUACUACAGAGACUAGAUUAGGUUGUAAAGAUUAGCCUGCAUAGUUACUACAGAGACUAGAUUAGGUUGUAAAAUAUUACCCUGCAUAGUUACUACAGAGACUAGAUUAGGUUGUAAAGAUUAGCCUGCAUAGUUACUACAGAGACUAGAUUAGGUUGUAAAGAUUAGCCUGCAUAGUUACUACAGAGACUAGAUUAGGUUGUAAAUAUUACCCUGCAUAGUUACUACAGAGACUAGAUUAGGUUGUAAAGAUGACCCUGCAUAGUUACUACAGAGACUAGAUUAGGUUGUAAAGAUUACCCUGCAUAGUUACUACAGAGACUAGAUUAGGUUGUAAAGAUUACCCUGCAUAGUUACUACAGAGACUAGAUUAGGUUGUAAAGAUUACCCUGCAUAGUUACUACAGAGACUAGAUUAGGUUGUAAAGAUUACCCUGCAUAGUUACUACAGAGACUAGAUUAGGUUGUAAAGAUUAGCCUGCAUAGUUACUACAGAGACUAGAUUAGGUUGUAAAGAUUACCCUGCAUAGUUACUACAGAGACUCGAUUAGGUUGUAAAGAUUACCCUGCAUAGUUACUACAGAGACUCGAUUAGGUUGUAUCAUCAAGCAACAAUAACAUGGGGGUUUUGUCUUCCAACGUAAUGCAAUCACCACAAAUUAACUGUAACUUGUUCAAUUAAAGAAUCAGUUGUAUAGGAUGUCAAUACAGUGCAUUCGGAAAGUACUCAGACCCCUUUACUUUUUCCACAUUUUGUUAAGUUACAGCCUUAUUCUAAAACUGAUUAAAUUGUUGUUUUUUCCUCAUCAAUCUACACACAAUACCCCAUAAUGACAAAGCAAAAACUGGUUUUUAGAAUUUCUUGAAAAUGUAUUAACAAUUAAAAAUGGAAAUCUCACAUUUACAUAAGUAUUCAGACCCUUUGCUCAGUACUUUGUUGAAGCACCUUUGGCAGUGAUUACAGCCUCAAGUCUUCUUGGGUAUGACGCUACAAGUUUGGCACACCUAUAUUUGGGGAGUUUCUCCCAUUCUUCUCUGCAGAUCCUCUCAAGCUCUGUCAGGUUGGAUGGGGAGUGUCGCUGCACUGCUAUUUUCAGGUCUCUCCAGAGAUGUUGAAACGGGUUCAAAUACGGGCUCUGGCUGGGCCACUCAAGAACAUUCAGAGACUUUUCCCGAAGCCACUCCUGCGUUGUCUUGGCUGUGUGCUUAGGGUCGUUGUCCUGUUGGAAGGUGAACCUUCACCCCAGUCUGAGGUCCUGAGCGCUUUGGAGCAGGUUUUCAGCAAGGAUCUCUCUGUACUUUGCUCCGUUCAUCUUUCCCUCGAUCCUGACUAGUCUCCUAGUCCCUGCCGCUGAAAAACUUCCCCACAGCUUGACGCUGCCACCACCAUGCUUCACCGUAGGGAUGGUGCCAGGUUUCCUCCAGACGUGACGCUUGGCAUUCAGGCCAAAGAGUUCAAUCUUGGUUUCUCAUGGUCUGAGUGUCUUUAGGUGCCUUCUGGCAAACUCCAAGAGUGCUGUCAUGUGCCUUUUACUGAGGAGUGGUUUCCAUCUGGCCACUCUAACAUAAAGGCCUGAUUGGUGGAGUGCUGCAGAGAUGGUUGACCUUCUGGAAGUUUCUCCCACCUCCACAGAGGAACUCUGGAGCUCUGUCAGAGUGACCAUCGGGUUCUUGGUCACCUCCCUGACCAAGGCCCUUCUUCCCCGAUUGCUCAGUUUGGCCGGGCGGCCAGCUCUAGGAAGAGUCUUGGUGGUUCCAAACUUCUUCCAUGUAAGAAUGAUGGAGGCCACUGUGUUCUUGGGGCCCUUCAAUGCUGCAGAAAUGUUUUGGUACCCUUCCCCAGAUCUGUGCCUCGACACAAUCCUGUCUCGGAGCUCUAUUGAUAAUUCCUUCGACAUCAUGGCUUGGUUUCUGCUCUGACAUGCACUGUCAACUCUGGGACCUUAUAUAGACAGGUGAGUGCCUUUCCAAAUCAUGUCCAAUCAAUUGAAUGUACCACAGGUGGACUCCAAUCAAGUUGUAGAAACAUCUCAAGGAUGAUCAAUGGAAACAGGAUGCACCUGAGCUCAAUUUCGAGUCUCAUAGCAAAGGGUCUGAAUACUUAUGUAAAUAAGGUAUUUCAGUUUUUUAUUUGUAAUACAUUUCCAAGAAUUUCUAAAAACCUGUUUUCACUUUGUCAUUAUGGGGGUGUUGUGUGUAGAUUGAUGAGGAAAAUGUUUUAUUUAAUCCAUUUUAGAAUAAGGCUGUAAAAAGUCAAGGGGUCUGAAUACUUUCCGAAUGCACUUUAGAUAGUCAAGGCUCUGAUUUGAUCUUUGUUUCAUAUUGCACCAACAGUACUGUGCUGUUUGAAUCAAAACACUCGCAACAAGUGACUGAAAGCAUACCCAAGCGAGCUUCACCCAGCUUAAUUAUAAAAAUGAAGUGCUCAACUUGGAACAAGGCUCAUCUCUGUCAGUGGGUCACAAGAUGAGUUAAAGUUAGUUCCUAUGACGUUAGUUCACAUCCAAGUGCCUCUCAUAACAGUAUUAAUAACUUUGUAAGGUGUAUACUCGACAAGACGAGGCAGUUUUAUUUACAGUACAUUUUUUGUUUUGAUGUUGCCAUAAUUCAUUUCCUUUCUCCCUAACCAAACCCUUGUAUAAUAUCUAUGCUAUUUUAUUGCCUUUCAUUGUAUUGAUUUGACCGUAAAGUGUCUUGCGGUUUUAAAUGCGCUUUAAAUAAAGUUUGAUUUGAUCAGGCUCUGAAGAGGACAGGUCUUAAUACAUCAGACCCCCGACUGAAGGACUGUAUGGACAAGCUGCGCCGCUCCGUAUCGGAAUCUUUUCAUGACGUCAUGAUGGACCGGGAACUCUUCCACAAGUGAGUCACCUAUCUUGUCGGCUAGUUGGAUCUAAGACCCUCCCCCUUAACCCAAGGUCUAUCUGCCUCUCUACUUUACUAACGAGCACUUUCCCAACAAUGCAGAGUUAAAAAGUAAGGAAAUUAGCUAACAAAAAUAGAAAAUAGUAACACAAUAAAUAACGAUUAUUGUUACCCCCUCUACCUCUCUCUACCUCUCUCUAACCCUCUCUAACCCUCUCUAACCCCUCUACCCUACUAACACCCCCUCUACACCUCUCUCUAACCCUCUCUCUACCCUCUCUAACCCCUCUCUACCCCUCUCUACCCCUCUACCUCCUACCCUCUCUACCACCCCUCUACUCUAACCCUCUCUAACCACUCUCUACCCCUCUCUAACCCCUCUCUAACCUCUCUACCCCCUAACCCUCUCUACCUCUCUACCUCCCUCUCUAACCCUCUCUAACCCUCUAACCUACUACCCUCUCUACCUCUACCUCUCUAACCCUCCUCUAACCUCUCUCUCUACCCCUCUCUAACCCUCUCUACCUCUCUACCCUACUCUAACCCCUCCCUCUCUAACCCCCUCUCUACACCCUCUCUAACCCCUCUCUACCCUCUCUAACACCUCUCUACUACCCCUCUACCCUACUCUAACCUCCUACCCUCUCUCUAACCCUUCUCUACCUCUCACAACCCUCUCUAACCCCUCUCUCACCCCUCUCUAACCCCUCUAAACCUCUCUCUACCCUCCUCUAACCCUCUCUAACCCCUCUCUACUCUAACUUCACCCUCAUCUAACUAACCCUCUCUACUACCCUCUCUACACCUCUUACCCCCUCUACCCUCUCUACCUCCUAACCCUCUCUAACCCCUCUCUAACCACCCCUAAACCCCUCUAAUCCACCCCACCCUCUCUAACCUCUCAUCUACACCUCUCUCUAACCUCUCUACUCCAUACCUCCUAACUCAUCUAACUCUCUACCCCUUCUAACUCUUACCCUUCUAACCCCUCUCUAACCCUACUCUAAACUCUCUACUCCUCUCUACCUCUACCUCAACCUCACCACUCUACUAACCCUCUCUACCUCCUACCCCUCUAACACACAUCACAUUUUCCGUCUCCUCUUACUUCAAUCUCUUAGCUCUUUAAAUUACUGACCCCUAUCACAUUCCUCUUAUACUCCAGGCGUUUUUAGUCUACUUUCUACUAACACUCUUUACCUCUUACUGUCUCUUUUUGUAUCACACACACACACACACACACACACACACACACACACACACACACACACACACACAGACAGACAGACAUUCAGCUCCUCUCUCGCUGUCAUUUAAUCUUCAAUACAUAGUCAUGUUUAAGAGUUAGCAAGAGACAACAGCAUGUGUGCUCUUAGUGCACUAGCCUGCAUGAGGGCAGUAGGUGGGUAGUCUUGUUGGGGGCUACAGGGCAGGGAACGACUCGGAUUGAUAGAUGCCAGCUGCCUUGGACCUUGGGGCCACACAUACACACAGCCAAAAUGAGAGACAUUUAGACUAGUCAUGCCCACACCAUGACUCUGAUUCAUAACUAUGGAGUCAGGAGUCAGUGUAUGUUUACUUAUUAUCUUACUUAUUUGAUUCAAAUUACAGUUGUGUACUGUCGCUUUAAGAAACUGCUAUCAGUUUUUGUGAAAAGAUAAGAUUACUUUCCCGACGAUUCCUUUGAGGCAGUACCGAGUAACACUUCCUAAGUGUUAUGUGAGAAUGUGAACUUUAUUCUCUGUGACACACACAGAUAAUUAUACUCCUUGUAUCCUAUUAACAGCCUCACUAAUUCCUUAUUAUUUCCAACCCACCUCUUUGCUCACAACAAAGACAAAUGAUAGGCCUUUAACUUUUCUCAACGUCUAUGAGUAACCUACUGUGCAGAAUUACCCAGCUAGCACAUUGAGUUCCUUGGAGGUUGCUAUUGGUUCUGGGAACGAAGCUAUACGUUUCCGGUAAAACUGAACGUUUUGUAAACCUUCUGAGAAAGUAAGUGAAAAAUGUGUCUGGUCUGGGAACGUACAUUUUUAGGUUACCAGGGAGUUUUUAUUUUUUUAUUUUUUAUUUCACCUUUAUUUAACCAGUUAAGCCAGUUGAGAACAAGUUCUCAUUUACAACUGCGACCUGGCCAAGAUAAAGCAAAGAAGUGCGAUAAAAACAACAACACAGAGUUACAUAUGGGGUAAAAAAAACAUAAGGUCAUAAAAUACAAAAGAAAAUAUAUAUACUUCCCUCAGAAUGACAGCCUACAGGGAGGGGUGAGAGCCCUGGUGGGUAUUCAUUUCCUUAUUUCAGUAUUCUUGUUCUAGUAAAGUGUUCUUGUUGUUGUACCAAUCCUCAGGUGUGUUGGUGGGAACAUAGUGCUUCUGAUCCAGGCUUUCAGAAAGAAGUUCAUCAUCCCUGAGUUUGAUUCCUUUGUAGCAAAGAUAGAUAAAAUCUACGACACCGUCCAGAAAAACCAUGACGGACAUGUAAGUAUAUUUGUUUCCCGUGUACAGUAGUAGUUGUUUAACGUGUACAGUAGUAGUUGUUUAACGUGUACAGUAGUAGUUGUUUAACGUGUACAGUAGUAGUUGUUUAACGUGUACAGUAGUAGUUGUUUAACGUGUACAGUAGUAGUUGUUUAACGUGUACAGUAGUAGUUGUUUAACGUGUACAGUAGUAGCUGUUUAACGUGUACAGUAGUAGCUGUUUAACGUGUACAGUAGUAGUUGUUUAACGUGAACAGUAGUAGUUGUUUAACGUGUACAGUAGUAGUUGUUUAACGUGUACAGUAGUAGUUGUUUCCCGUGUACAGUAGUAGUUGUUUAACGUGUACAGUAGUAGUUGUUUAACGUGUACAGUAGUAGUUGUUUAACGUGUACAGUAGUAGUUGUUUAACGUGUAUGUAUGUUGUUUACGUGACAGUAGAGUUUGUUUAACGGAACAGUAGUAGUUGUUUACGUGAACAGUAGUAGUUGUUUAACGUGUACAGUAGUAGUUUUUAACGUGUACAGUAGUAGUUGUUUAACAUGUACAGUAGUAGUUGUUUAACGUGAACAGUAGUAGUUUUUAACGUGAACAGUAAGUAUUGUUUAACGUGUACAGUUUAGUAUGCUUAACGUGUACAGUAGUAGUUGUUUAACGUGUACAGUAGUAGUUUGUUUAACGUGUACAUUAGUAGUUGUUUAACGUGUACUAUAGUGUUGUUAACGUGUACAGUAGUAGUUGUUUAACAUGUACAGAUAGUAUGUUUAACGUGUACAGUGUAGUUGCUUAACGUGUACAGUAGUAGUUGUUUAACGUUACAGUAGUAGUUGUUUAACGUGUACAGUAGUAGUUGUUUAACGUGUACAGUAGUAGUAGUGUUUAACGUGUACAGUAGUAGCUGUUUAACCGUGUACAGUAGUAGUUGUUUAACGUGUACAGUAGUAGUUGUUUAACGUGUACAGUAGUAGUUGUUUAACGUGAACAGUAGUAGCUGUUUAACGUGUACAGUAGUAGUUGUUUAAUGUGUACAGUAGUAGUUGUUUAACGUGUACAGUAGUAGUUGUUUAACGUGUACAGUAGUAGUUGUUUAACGUGUACAGUAGUAGUUGUUUAACGUGUAAUUUAUUUUGGCCCAAUACAUAGACAUGGAACUCUGGUCACUUGAAUAAUGGAACACUGGUCACUUGAAUAAUGGAACACUGGUCACUUGAAUAAUGGAACACUGGUCACUUGAAUAGUGGAACACUGGUCACUUGAAUAAUGGAACACUGGUCACUUGAAUAAUGGAACACUGGUCACUUGAAUAAUGGAACACUGGUCACUUGAAUAAUGGAACACUGGUCACUUGAAUAAUGGAACACUGGUCACUUGAAUAGUGGAACACUGGUCACUUGAAUAAUGGAACACUGGUCACUUGAAUAAUGGAACACUGGUCACUUGAAUAGUGGAACACUGGUCACUUGAAUAAUGGAACACUGGUCACUUGAAUAAUGGAACACUGGUCACUUUAAUAAUGGAACACUGGUCACUUGAAUAAUGGAAAACUGGUCACUUGAAUAGUGGAACACUGGUCACUUUAAUAAUGGAACACUGAUCACUUGAAUAAUGGAAAACUGGUCACUUGAAUAGUGGAACACUGGUCACUUGAAUAGUGGAACACUGGUCACUUUAAUAGUGGAACACUGGUCACUUGAAUAAUGGAACACUGGUCACUUGAAUAAUGGAACACUGGUCACUUUAAUAAUGGAACACUGGUCACUUGAAUAAUGGAACACUGGUCAUUUGAAUAAUGGAACACUGGUCACUUGAAUAAUGUCUACACACUGUAUUCCAGACUCUGAUAUUGCUCAUUCUGAUAUUGUAUUGCUAGAUAUUACUGCACUGUUGGUGCUAGAAACAUGCACCUGUUCUGAUGGUAUGUCUGAACUUCCUGGAUCCAGGUAGCAGUCUACAUUCCCCACCUGGCCAAGUUCAGUCCUGAUCUCUGGGGUGUGUCUCUGUGUACUGUGGAUGGACAGAGGUAUGUACAACAGUCCUGAUCUCUGGGGUGUGUCUCUGUGUACUGUGGAUGGACAGAGGUAUGUACAACAGUCCUGAUCUCUGGGGUGUGUCUCUGUGUACUGUGGAUGGACAGAGGUAUGUACAACAGUCCUGAUCUCUGGGGUGUGUCUCUGUGUACUGUGGAUGGACAGAGGUAUGUACAACAGUCCUGAUCUCUGGGGUGUGUCUCUGUGUACUGUGGAUGGACAGAGGUAUGUACAACAGUCCUGAUCUCUGGGGUGUGUCUCUGUGUACUGUGGAUGGACAGAGGUAUGUACAACAGUCCUGAUCUCUGGGGUGUGUCUCUGUGGAUGGACAGAGGUAUGUCAACAGUCCUGAUCUCUGGGGUGUGUCUCUGUGGAUGGACAGAGGUAUGUACAACAGUCCUGAUCUCUGGGGUGUGUCUCUGUGUACUGUGGAUGUACAGAGGUAUGUACAACAGUCCUGAUCUCUGGGGUGUGUCUCUGUGUACUGUGGAUGGACAGAGGUAUGUAUGGAUGUCUGGCAUAUUAAAAGUAAUUGAAAAACAUAGCUGAAUGUGAAAUAGUGACUUAUGCUGACAACUAGGGCUUCUCCUCCCUCCUCUCCCUCUCCUCCCCUGUGUUUCCCUGUCUCCUCCCUCCUCUACCUCCCUUCCCCUGUUUCCCCUGCUCCUUCCUCCUCCUCUAGCCUCCUCGCCCCUCGUCCUCCCCUGUGGUGUUUCCCUGUUCUCCUCCCUCCUCCUCCCGUCUCCCUCCCCUCGUGUUGUCCCCUGUCUCCUCCCCCUCCCUCCUCCCCGCCUCCCCUGUGUUUCCCUGUCUCCUCCCUCCUCUCCUCUCCUCCCCUGUUUCCCUGUCUCCUCCCUCCUCUCCCUCUCCUCCCCUGUGUUUCCCUGUCUCCUCCCUCCUCUCCCUCUCCGCCCCUGUGUUCCCUGUCUCCUCCCUCCUCUCCCUCUCCUCCCCUUUGUGUUUCCCUGUCUCCUCCCUCCUCUCCCUCUCCUCCCCUGUGUUUCCCUGUCUCCUCCUCCCUCCCUCUCCUCCUCCCUCUCCUCCCUGUGUUUCCUGUCUCCUCCCUCCUCUCCCUCUCCUCCCUGUGUUUCCCUUCUCUCCCUCCCCUCUCCCUCUCCUCCCCUGUGUUUCCCUGUCUCCUCCCUCCUCUCCCUCUCCUCCCCUGUGUUUCCCUGUCUCCUCCCUCCUCUCCCUCUCCUCCCCUGUUUCCCUGUCUCCUCCCUCCUCUCCCUCUCCUCCCCUGUGUUUCCCUGUCCCCUCCUCCCUCCUCUCCUCCUCUCCUCCCCUGUGUUUCCCUGUCUCCUCCCUCCUCUCCCUCUCCUCCCCUGUGUUUCCCUGUCUCCUCCCUCCUCUCCCUCUCCUCCCCUGUGUUUCCCUGUCUCCUCCCUCCCUCCUCUCCCUCUCCUCCCCUGUGUUUCCCUGUCUCCUCCCUCCUCUCCCUCUCCUCCCCUGUUUUCCCUGUCUCCUCCCUCCUCUCCCUCUCCUCCCCUGUGUUUCCCUGUCUCCUCCCUCCUCUCCCUCUCCUCCCCUGUGUUUUCCCUGUCUCCUCCCUCCUCUCCCCCUCCCUCUCCUCCCUGUGUUUCCCUGUCUCCUCCCUCCUCUCCCUCUCCUCCCCUGUGUUUCCCUGUCUCCCUCCUCCCCUCCUCUCCCUCUCCUCCCCUGUGUUUCCUCUCCUCCCUCUCUCCUCCCUCCCUCUGCUCCCCCCUCUCCCUCUCUCCCCUUGUUUCCAUGUCUCCUUCCCUCCUCUCCCUCUCCUCCCCUGUGUUCCCUGUCUCCUCCCUCCCCCUCCCCUCUCCUCCCCUGUUUCCCUGUCUCCCCUGUCUCCCUCCUCUCCCUCCCUCCCCCGUUUUCCGUCUCCUCCCUCCUCUCCCUCUCCCUCCCCUGUGUUUCCCGUCUCCUCCCUCCUCUCCUCUCCUCCCCUGUGUUCCCUGUCUCCUCCCUCCUCUCCUCUCCUCCCCUGUGUUUCCCUGUCUCCUCCCUCCCUCCCUCUCCUCCCCUGUGUUCCCUGUCUCCUCCCUCCUCUCCCUCUCCUCCCCUGUUUCCCUCCUCCUCCCUCCUCUCCCUCUCCUCCCUGUGUUUCCCUUCUUCCUCCCUCCUCUCCCUCUCCUCCCUUUUUUCCCUGUCUCCUCCCUCCUCUCCCUCUCCUCCCCUGUGUUUCCCUGUCUCUCCUCCUCUCCUCCUCUCCUCCCUGUGUUUCCCUGUCUCCUCCUCCUCUCCCUCUCCUCCCCUGUUUCCUGUCUCCUCCCUCCUCUCCCUCUCCUCCCCUGUUUUUUCCCUGUCUCCUCCCUCCUCUCCCUCUCCUCCCCUGGUUUCCUCCCUGUCUCUCUCCUCCUCUCCUCCUCCCCUGUGUUCCCUGGCUCCUCCCUCCUCUCCCUCUCCUCCCCUGUGUUCCCGUCUCCUCCUCCUCCCCCCCCCUGUGUUUCCCUGUCUCCUCCUCCUCUCCCUCUCCUCCCCUGUUUCCCUGGUCUCCUCCCCUCUCCCUCUCUCCUGUUUUCCUUCUCCUCCUCUCUCCCUCUCCCCCCGUUUUCCCUCUCCCCCUCUCUCCUCCCUCCCCUGUUUUCCCUUCCUCCUCCCUCCUCUCCCUCUCCUCCCUGUUUUCCAUUCUCCUCCCUCUCCUCUCCUCCCCCGCCCUCCCUCCCCUUUCCCCUUUUUCCCUUCCUCCUCCUCUCCUCUCCUCCCCUGUUUUCCUGUUUUCCUCCCCUCUCCCUCCCCCCGUCCCUUUUCCUUCCCUUUUUUUUCCCUUCUCUCCUCCCUCCCUCCCCCCUUCCUCCCUUGUUUCCCUGUCUCCCCUCUCUCCCUCCCUCCCCUUUUUCCCUGUCUCCUCCCUCUCUCCUCUCCUCCCCUGUUUCCCUGUCUCCCCCCCUCUUCCUCUCCUCCCUGUUUUCCUUCUCCUCCCCUCCUCCCUCCCUCCCCUUUCCCUGUUCCUCCCUCCUCCUCUCCCUCUCCUCCCCUGUGUUUCCCUCUCCUCCCUCCUCUCCUCUCCUCCCUGUGUUUCCUCUCCUCCCUCCCUCUCCCUCUCCCCCUGUUUUCCCUGUCUCCUCCUCCUCUCCUCUCCUCCCCUGUUUCCCUGUCCCUCCUCCUCUCCCUUCCCCCCUGUUUCCCUGUCUCCUCCCCCUCUCCUCUCCUCCCCUGUGUUUCCCUGUCUCCUCCCUCCUCUCCCUCUCCUCCCCUGUGUUUCCCUGUCUCCUCCCUCCUCUCCCUCUCCUCCCCUGUGUGUUUCCCAUGUCUCCUCCUUGCUCUCCCUCUCCUCCCUGUUUCCCUGUCUCCUCCCUCCUCUCCAUCUCCUCCCCUGUGUUUCCCUGUCUCCUCCCUCCUCUCCCUCUCCUCCCCUGUGUUUCCAUGUCUCCUCCCUCCUCUCCCUCUCCUCCCGUUUCCAUGUCUCCUCCCUCCUCUCCCUCUCCUCCCCUGUGUUUCCAUGUCUCCUCCCUCCUCUCCCUCUCCUCCCCUGUGUUUCCCUGUCUCCUCCCUCCUCUCCCCCCAGACACUCAGUAGGAGAAACCAAGCAGCCCUUCUGUCUCCAGUCGUGUGUGAAGCCUCUGGAGUAUGCUGUGGCCAUCCACGAGGCUGGGACAGAGAAGGUACACCGCUACGUAGGGAUGGAGCCCAGUGGACUCAAGUUCAACAAGCUCUACCUGGAUGAGGAUGGUGGGUAAGGGAAGCCUUGCUGUAUUGUAUGGCUUUUUUUGUUUGUUUGGUGGAAGAAUAUGAGUUGAUUUCUGUACAAGUUAAGGCCACGUGAGUUCAAGUUGACAAGAUAGUUUAUCUUCUACUUUCUACCAAAAUACUAAAGCAUCUACUUCUAGGAAUAUACUGUGUUAACUCUGUUUUAACCCUGAUAAUUGUGUGCCUAGACAAACCCCACAACCCCAUGGUGAAUGCUGGAGCCAUUGUCAUCAGUUCUCUUAUCAAGGUAAAUAGGCAAGACAGCCUGCAGACCACCGUAUACAUGGUAUGAGUAUAUCCUGGCUGACUGAAUCGUCCCGUAAAAACAUCCCACCCUCGAUGAUGUGUCGGUGAUAUAAGUCACUGCUCAAUGGUUUCUGAAUCCACGUUUGUUGUAACCCAAGGACGGUUCAAUGGUUUCUGAAUCCACGUUUGUUGUAACCCAAGGACGGUUCAAUGGUUUCUGAAUCCACGUCUGUUGUAACCCAAGGACGGCUCAAUGGUUUCUGAAUCCACGUUUGUUGUAACCCAAGGACGGUUCAAUGGUUUCUGAAUCCACGUUUUGUUGAAACCCACGGACGGUUCAGUGUUUGACAUGUAAAACAAAUACAAACACAAAACCAAGAUCCAGGUCACCCUGCCAGCCUUGGACCCAACACUGACCUAGUUUGGCUUUGGCCCUGACGCUAGUCUUGGGUUAAAAUUGGAAAUCUUUCAAACACAAAACAUAAACAUUUGCUUUAGGCUGCCAGGUGGGCGGGCUGUGCUCUUCUCUGACUUUUCUAUUGGUCCCAUUGCAACAGUCAAGCUCAGUCAAACACAGCUAAAGUAUUUGAAAUUAUUUCGAACAGUAUUUGAACCCGGGUCUAUCUGGCAUGGCUGUAGAUAGUAGUCACAUGUACAGCAGUGUCGUCAGUGGUGUCGUCAGUAGUGUCGUCAGUGGUGUCGUCAGUACUGUCGUCAGUAGUGUAGUCAGUAGUGUAGUCAGUGGUCUCGUCAGUAGUCUCGUCAGUAGUGUCGUCAGUGGUGUCGUCAGUGGUGUCGUCAGUGGUUUCGUCAGUGGUGUCGUCAGUACGUCAGUAGUGUCGUCAUUAGGGUUGUCAGUAGUGUUGUCAGUAGUGUCGUCAGUAGUGUCGUCAGUGGUGUAGUCAGUGGUGUCAGUGGUGUCGUCAGUAGUGUCGUCAGUAAUGUAGUCAGUAGUGUUGUCAGUAGUAUCGUCAGUGGUGUCAUCAGUAGUGUCGUCAGUAGUGUCGUCAGUGGUGUCGUCAGUAGUGUCAGUAGUGCCGUCAGUACAUCAGUAGUGUUGUCAGUAGUGUAGUCAGUAGUGUCGUCAUUAGGGUAGUCAGUAGUGUCGUCAGUUGUGUCGUCAGUAGUGUAGUCAGUAGUGUCGUCAGUAGUGUCGUCAGUUGUGUCGUCAGUAGUGUAGUCAGUAGUGUCGUCGUCAGUGGUUUCGUCAGUGGUGUCGUCAGUUGUGUCGUCAGUACGUCAGUAGUGUCGUCAUUAGGGUUGUCAGUAGUGUUGUCAGUAGUGUCGUCAGUAGUGUCGUCAGUGGUGUAGUCAGUGGUGUCGGCAGUAGUGUCGUCAGUAGUGUCAGUGGUGUCGUCAGUAGUGCCGUCAGUACAUCAGUAGUGUCGUCAGUAGUGUAGUCAGUAGUGUCGUCAUUAGGGUAGUCAGUAGUGUCGUCAUUAGGGUAGUCAGUAGUGUCGUCAGUAGUGUCGUCAGUAGUGUCGUCAGUAGUGUCGUCAGUUGUGUCGUCAGUAGUGUAGUCAGUAGUGUCGUCGUCAGUGGUUUCGUCAGUGGUGUCGUCAGUUGUGUCGUCAGUACGUCAGUAGUGUCGUCAUUAGGGUUGUCAGUAGUGUUGUCAGUAGUGUCGUCAGUAGUGUCGUCAGUGGUGUAGUCAGUGGUGUCGGCAGUAGUGUAGUCAGUGGUGUAGUCAGUGGUGUCGGCAGUAGUGUAGUCAGUGGUGUCAUCAGUAGUGUCGUCAGUAGUGUCGUCAGUGGUGUCGUCAGUAGUGUCGUCAGUAGUGUAGUCAGUAGUGUUGUCAGUGGUGUCAUCAGUAGUGUCGUCAGUAGUGUCGUCAGUGGGGUCGUCAGUAGUGUCACUGGUGUCGUCAGUAGUGCCGUCAGUAGUGUUGUCAAUAGUAUCGUCAGUUGUGUCGUCAGUAGUGUAGUCAGUACAUCAGUAGUGUCGUCAUUAGGGUAGUCAGUAGUGUCGUCAUUAGGGUAGUCAGUAGUGUUGUCAGUAGUGUCGUCAGUACAUCAGUAGUGUCGUCAUUAGGGUAGUCAGUAGUGUCGUCAUUAGGGUAGUCAGUAGUGUCGUCAGUUGUGUCGUCAGUAGUGUAGUCAGUAGUGUAGUCAGUAGUGUCGUCAGUAGGGUCGUCAGUGGUGUAGUCAGUGGUGUCGUCAGUAGGGUAGUCAGUAGUGUCGUCAUUAGGGUAGUCAGUAGUGUCGUCAGUUGUGUCGUCAGUAGUGUAGUCAGUUGUGUAGUCAGUAGUGUCGUCAGUAGGGUCGUCAGUAGUGUAGUCAGUGGUGUCGUCAGUAGUGUAUUCAGUAGGGUAGUCAGUAGGGUAGUCAGUAGUGCCGUCAGUAGUGUUGUGUGUUCUUAACGCUUUGAACCUGGUUGUGCCAUCUUUACUGCUCUCCUCUCACCCUCACACCGUGCGGGGGGAGGGACCCUGAGAUGGGUGGGAGCAUCAGCAUAGCCAAUUAUUGUGGCUCUUUGGAGAGGUGUGUGUGCAUGCUUGUGUCGCUAUCUCAGUCAGAGAGAGAGAGAAGGCAGAUAGACAGCAGGGAAGGAUAUAUUAUAUAUAAAGACGAAUGGGGCUCCAAGUGGGAGUUAGAUAAGGAAGACCGAGAUAGCCUGAAGGAAUAACAGGAGGGUUUAAGUCUGGAUUUCUGCUUAUCUGUUCAGAAUUCAUCUUCAAUUGAAUAGAUAUACUGAAAUGGAAAUGUUACGGUGUAAUACAUCUUUGUGAAGCAAACAAUCUUAUUUAUACCCCAAUACAGGACAUGUAUUGACAUAUGAUAUUUGGGGUCACUUGGGCCAUCACUGCUAUGCUAUUGAAUUUGUAUACAGUAAAAUAAUGUUAUUUCACAAGCAAAUCCGCCCUAUCAGUGAUUGAUCAGUGAUAUACAGUGGGGAAAAAAAGUAUUUAGUCAGCCACCAAUUGUGCAAGUUCUCCCACUUAAAAAGAUGAGAGAGGCCUGUAAUUGUCACGCCCUGGCUCUGGGGACACUGUUAUGUUGAGCCAGGGUGUGAAAUUCUAUGUUUGUAUUUCUAUGUUGGCCUGAGUGACUCCCAAUCAGAGGCAACGAGUGUCAGCUGGUUGUCUCUGAUUGGGAGCCAUAUUUAACUGUCUGUCUUUCACUUUGUGUUUGUGGUUUCUUGUUCGUGUUGGUUUGUGUUGAAACCAUAGACGUCAUGUUUUUCGUUUUGAUCGUGUGAUCAUUAAAUAAAUAUAAAUAUGUUCACCUUCAACGCUGCGCAUUGGUCCUCCUCCUUAGACGAUCGUGACAGAAGAAACCACCAAGAUGUGACCAAGCAGCGUGUCCAGGAGCCAUCGCCAGGGAGAUCCCUAACAGAUCUCCUUCGCCUCCUCGACUGGGUCAAGCCGAGUGAGGAAGAGAAGGGCUUGACAUUGUGGCAGAAGGGCGAAAGGCUGGCGAGGGACAUGGAGACCUGGUCCACGGGUAGGGGAGACGCCCAGAAAUUUUUUAGGGGGGGGCUAACGCCGUUGACGACGGGCCAGCAGGAGACCGCGGCAGAGCGGCCCAGCGGAUUGGCAGAGGAGGCCGCCAGGUUACGGGGGCCACUGGUCGAAGAGGGGGUGGAAGAUGUAGAGGCACGGCGAGAGGUACUGGCGUGUGUUGCCAGUCCGGUCCGGCCUGUUCCUGAUCCCCACGUAGGGCCAGUGGUGUGUGUUCCCAGUACGGUCCGGCCUGUUCCUGCCACUCGCACCAAGUCUACGGUGCGCAUCGCCAGCUCGGCCCUGCCCAUUCCUGCUCCCCGCACCGAGUCAGUGGUGCGUUUCGUCAGCCCUGUCCGGCCCAUUCCUGCUCUCCGCACCAAGUCUGUGGUGCGCGUCGCCAGCCCAGUCCGGCCCAUUCCUGCUCCCCGCACCAAGUCUGUGGUGCGUUUCGUCAGCCCUGUCCGGCCCGUUCCUGCUCCCCGUACCAAGUCAGUGGUGCGCGUCGUCAGCCCGGCACGGCCCGUUCCUGCUCCCCGCACCAAGUCAGUGGUGAGCUUCGUCAGCCCGGUCCGGCCCGUUCCUGCUCCCCGUACCAAGUCAGUGGUGCGCGUCGUCAGCCCGGCACGGCCCGUUCCUGCUCCCCGCACCAAGUCAGUGGUGAGCUUCGUCAGCCCGGUCCGGCCCGCUCCUGCUCCCCACACCAAGCCAGUGGUGUGCGUCGUCAGUCCGGCACGGCCCGUGCCUGUUCCACCGGUGGCGGGUCCGGCACCGGUCAGGUGCUGCGUCACGCCGGAGCUAGAGCAAUCCGCUCCACCAGUGUUCAGUUCAGCUCUGGUCAGCAGGGCCAGAUCGGACCAGGGGUACUUUGGGGGGUUAGAGAAGGAGUGGGGAUCAUGCCCGGAGCCGGAUCCGCCGCCUAGGCGGAGUGCCCACCCGGUCCCUCCCCUGUGGUAUUUAGUUGGCGCGGUCGGAGUCCGCGCCUUUAGGGGGGGGUACUGUCACGCCCUGGCUCUGGGGACACUGUUAUGUUGAGCCAGGGUGUGAAAUUCUAUGUUUGUAUUUCUAUGUUGGCCUGAGUGACUCCCAAUCAGAGGCAACGAGUGUCAGCUGGUUGUCUCUGAUUGGGAGCAGGGACGGCUUGUUCAAUAGGGCGAUAUGGGCGACGCACUGCCAAACGGGAAAAGGAAGGGAUUUUUUUUCUAAUCAAUUAUAUCACGGCAACAGCAGUUAUCAGUGUUCACGUCUGAUCUGCCAGCCACUAAAUGUCAAAUCAGGCUAAAGUCGUGCUUCAAAUGGCCCCGCCCGUUUUUGGGGCGAUUUCAGUCAAGUUGAAAAUCGCCCAGAAGUCUCUCAUAGCCUGUCAUGUAAAAUCUAUUUUUUUCACAUUUCAAAGCUUUCAAUACAUUCUCUAUGGGUGUCUGUGGGCAUGCACUUACGCGCUUUCGUCAUACGUGACGUAACGUUGAACGUAACUAAGACAAUGGCGGCUAGCAGCGUCUCUGUUGCGACCUGCAGUGCGGCGUUAUUUUAUGUUUUUAAUUUGUAGACUUAGUUUACAAACAUUCUGCCAACCAUGGAUUUCCAGUGGUUGGUUUUGGACUGAUCUUGUUGAUCGUGUACAUACCCGCUACGAACGGACUAAAUAAUGAAAACGCUGCUGGCAGCUGAAUCCCAAUACAGCUGGGAGACUUGGCUGGAUGAGUCCCGGACAGAGAAGUGGAGCCGGCCACCUUCACCCUGGUCAGAGCGGACCGCGAUCCUGGUAAGAGAGCGACUCUGUACCCCGACAUUGAACUGCUUUCUGUGUCAUUGCGACCUUACUAUCAAUUCAAUUCAAUUUAAGGGCUUUAUUGGCAAGGGAAACGUGUGUUAACAUUGCCAAAGCAAGGGAAGUAGAUAGUAAACAAAAGUGAAAUAAACAAUAAAUAUUAACAGUAAACAUUACACUCAGAAGUUUCAAAAGAAUAAAGACAUUUCAAAUGUCAUAUUAUGUAUAUAUACAGUGUUGUUACAAUGUGCAAAUAGUUAAAGUACAAAUGGGAAAAUAAAUAAACAUAAAUAUGGGUUGUAUUUACAAUGGUGUUUGUUCUUCACUGGUUGCCCUUUUCUUGUGGCAACAGGUCACAAAUCUUGCAGCUGUGAUGGCACACUGUGGUUUUUCACCCAGUAGAUAAGGGAGUUUAUCAAAAUUGGGUUUGUUUUCGAAUUCUUUGUGGAUCGCUGUAAUCUGAGGGAAAUAUGUGUCUCUAAUAUGGUCAUACAUUUGGCAGGAGGUUAGGAAGUGCAGCUCAGUUUCCACCUCAUUUUGUGGGCAGUGUGCACAUAGCCUGUCUUCUCUUGAGAGCCAGGUCUGCCUACGGCGGCCUUUCUCAAUAGCAAGGCUAUGGUCACUGAGUCUGUACAUAGUCAAAGCUUUCCUUAAGUUUGGGUCAGUCACAGUGGUCAGGUAUUCUGCCACUGUGUACUCUCUGUUUAGGGCCAAAUAGCAUUCUAGUUUGCUCUGUUUUUUUGUUUGUUCUUUCCAAUGUGUCAAGUAAUUCUCUUUUUGUUUUCUCAUGAUUUGGUUGGGUCUAAUUGUGUUGUUGUUGUUGUUGUUGUUGUUGUCCUGGGGCUGUGUGGGGUCUGUUUGUGUUUGUGAACAGAGGCCCAGGACAAGCUUACUUAGGGGACUCUUCUCCAAGUUCAUCUCUCUGUAGGUGAUGGCUUUGUUAUGGAAGGUUUGGGAAUCGCUUCCUUUUAAGUGGUUACUAUCUGCCCCGUGAGUUCCCCCAAUUGUUUGUUACCGUUGUGUACUGUUGAUAAUCACAAGUUUACUGGAGAACUGAGACCAAGUAGAGACUUUGGACAGGGUGGAUAUGGUAUAAUAAAGGCAGUUUAUUCAGAGGUAAAGAUAUCUGGAAUCGCGUGCACGGACUCGUGCAAGUGUGUAGGUCACCUAAAUCAUCAGAAAAAUUGCCCCUCCUGAGAAUUUUUUCAGGAGCCGCCACUGAUUGGGAGCCAUAUUUAACUGUCUGUCUUUCACUUUGUGUUUGUGGUUUCUUGUUCGUGUUGGUUUGUGUUGAAACCAUAGACGUCACGUUUUUCGUUUGUUGUUUUGAUCGUGUGAUCAUUAAAUAAAUAUAAAUAUGUUCACCUUCAACGCUGCGCAUUGGUCCUCCUCCUUAGACGAUCGUGACAGUAAUUUUCAUCAUAGGUACACGUCAACUAUGACAGACAAAAUGAGAAAAAUAAAUCCAGAAAAUCAUAUUGUAGGAUUUUUUAUGAAUUUAUUUGCAAAUUAUGGUGGAAAAUAAGUAUUUGGUCAAUAACAAAAGUUUCUCAAUACUUUGUUAUAUACCCUUUGUUGGCAAUGACACAGGUCAAACGUUUUCUGUAAGUCUUCACAAGGUUUUCACACACUGUUGCUGGUAUUUUGGUCCAUUCCUCCAUGCAGAUCUCCUCUAGAGCAGUGAUGUUUUGGGGCUGUCGCUGGGCAACACAGACUUUCAACUCCCUCCAAAGAUUUUCUAUGGGGUUGAGAUAAGUGGGAGAACUUGCACAAUUGGUGGCUGACUAAAUACUUUUUUUCCCCACUGUAUAAUGUGCCUGUUUCAGACUAGGUGCUGUUGAUUUGGAACAGGUGUAACUAUUGAAAGUGUCUGUAAACUGCUGAGACUUCAUGAAAAUCAUUACCGUUAUCUUUACAAGCCGCUAUCUACCGUACACACUGUGAAAACUGCUUGCUUUUGUCACCUUGUACAACGUUAGUAGGAUAUUGGGACAUCAUGAAUAAUACUAUAGUGAAGUUUUCAGCCUCCUGUAUCCUAAAAGUCCUGGAUAUUGGGACAUCAUGAAUAAUACUAUAGUAAAGUUUUCAGCCUCCUGUAUCCUAAAAGUCCUGGAUAUUGGGACAUCAUGAAUAAUACUAUAGUAAAGUUUUCAGCCUCCUGUAUCCUAAAAGUCCUGGAUAUUGGGACAUCAUUAAUAAUACUAUAGUAAAGUUUUCAGCCUCCUGUAUCCUAAAAGUCCUGGAUAUCGGGACAUCAUGAAUAAUACUAUAGUAAAGUUUUCAGCCUCCUGUAUCCUAAAAGUCCUUAUGAAGGCUGCUACCCUGUGGUUGACUUAGCUAAAGGCCUUUGAUGUGAUUGUCUUUUAUUGUUGCUUUUACAGUACAAGUCUGUUGUUCAUGUCUGUUCUUCCUCCCUCUCUGUGUCACUAGCCUGGCUCAAACAAAGCAGAGAAGUUUGACUAUGUGAGUACUAUACAGUGAGGGAAAAAAGUAUUUGAUCCCCUGCUGAUUUUGUACGUUUGCCCACUGACAAAGAAAUGAUCAGUCUAUAAUUUUAAUGGUAGGUUUAUUUGAACAGUGAGAGACAGAAUAACAACAAAAAAAUCCAGAAAAACGCAUGUCAAAAUUGUUAUGAAUUGAUUUGCAUUUUAAUGAGGGAAAAAGUAUUUGACCCCCUCUCAAUCAGAAAGAUUUCAGGCUGCCAGGUGUCUUUUAUACAGGUAACGAGGUGAGAUUAGGAGCACACUCUUAAAGGGAGUGCUCCUAAUCUCAGCUUGUUACCUGUAUAAAAGACACCUGUCCACAGAAGCAAUCAAUCAAUCAGAUUCCAAACUCUCCACCAUGGCCAAGACCAAAGAGCUCUCCAAGGAUGUCAGGGACAAGAUUGUAGACCUACACAAGGCUGGAAUGGGCUACAAGACCAUCGCCAAGCAGCUUGGUGAGAAGGUGACAACAGUUGGUGCGAUUAUUCGCAAAUGGAGGAAACACAAAAUAACUGUCAAUCUCCCUCGGCCUGGGGCUCCAUGCAAGAUCUCACCUCGUGGAGUUGCAAUGAUCAUGAGAACGGUGAGGAAUCAGUCCAGAACUACACGGGAGGAUCUUGUCAAUGAUCUCAAGGCAGCUGGUACCAUAGUCACCAAGAAAACAAUUGGUAACACACUACGCCGUGAAGGACUGAAAUCCUGCAGCGCCCGCAAGGUCCCCCUGCUCAAGAAAGCACAUAUACAUGCCCGUCUGAAGUUUGCCAAUUAACAUCUGAAUGAUUCAGAGGAGAACUGGGUGAAAGUGUUGUGGUCAGAUGAGUCCAAAAUCGAGCUCUUUGGCAUCAACUCAACUCGCCGUGUUUGGAGGAGGAGGAAUGCUGCCUAUGACCCCAAGAACACCAUCCCCACCGUCAAACAUGGAGGUGGAAACAUUAUGCUUUGGGGAUGUUUUUCUGCUAAGGGGACAGGACAACUUCACUGCAUCAAAGGGAUGAUGGACUGGGCCAUGUACCGUCAAAUCUUUAGCGAGAACCUCCUUCCCUCAGCCAGGGCAUUGAAAAUGGGUCGUGGAUGGGUAUUCCAGCAUGACAAUGACUCAUAACACACGGCCAAGGCAACAAAGGAGUGGCUCAAGAAGAAGCACAUUAAGGUAGCCAGUCUCCAGACUUUAAUCCCAUAGAAAAUCUGUGGAGGGAGCUGAAGGUUCGAGUUGCCAAAGGUCAGCCUCGAAACCUUAAUGACUAGGAGAAGAUCUGCAAAGAGGAGUGGAACAAAAUCCCUCCUGAGAUGUGUGGAAACCUGGUGGCCAACUACAAGAAACGUCUGACCUCUGUGAUUGCCAACAAGGGUUUUGCCACCAAGUACUAAGUCAUGUUUUGCAGAGGGGUCAAAUACUUAUUUCCCUCAUUAAAAUGCAAAUCAAUUCAUAACAUUUUUGACAUGCGUUUUUCUGGAUUUGUUUGUUGUUAUUCUGUCUCUCACUGUUCAAAUAAACCUACCAUUGAAAUUAUAGACUGAUCGUUUCUUUUGUCAGUGGGCAAACGUACAAAAUCAGCAUGGAAUCAAAUACUUUUUUUCCCCUCACUGUACAUAUCAUUAAUGUCAUCAUUCCAUACAUCUCACCUCACAUUGAUACGAAUAUAAUACCGUACAGUGGAACACACAAUACAAGCUUGACACAAUACCAUGCCGCACCACGCCGGCAAUUAUCUUGUGUCUUUGCCAUGGCAGAAUAACUAUAUCAGUCAUCCUUUCUGCUCAGGUGAUGGAUUUUAUCAAGAAGAUGGCUGGUCAAGAGUACGUGGGGUUCAGCAAUGCCACGUGAGUUUUAGCUAAUGUCUUAAUUUGCCAGAAAAAAUACAUUUCUAGAACAUUUUCUCUCUGUUUGUUGCAUUAUUGAUGUGAUGUUGUGAUGGACUUUCUUUGUCUCUGUGUCUCUCAGGUUCCAAUCUGAAAAAGAAACAGGCGACAGAAAUUUUGCAAUUGGAUACUACCUCAAAGAAAAGAAGGUCAGUAUGGUAGAGAGUGGAGCUUGUUUUAUAGCUUUGAAUGAAAAUAAAAAACAAAAGGGAACAUGUACAGUGCAUUCGGAAAGUAUUCAGACCCCUUGACCUUUUUGUUACUGUGAUGGAUUGAGAGGGUGGGUGUGUGAAGUCCGGUAUAUUCCUGCUCGUUGGCUACAUCUGCUGGCCAGGAGAGAGGAUGGCCCGGAAGUGUAAGAGCCUAAUUACACACACCUGAAUCUAAUUAGCUUGGAGCUUGGGCGGUGUCUGUUUUAACCUGGCUUUGGCCAGAUAUGUUGUUUUGGUCUGGAGCAGCAAGAGCUGACAUGCAGGGCCCUCCAACCCUGGGAGGAAUAUCGAACCCAAGUGGACCGGAACCUACCGGACGUUACUUGGCCGUAGGCCUGACCCAAGUAAGGACAAGCCUGGUGAAUUUCUGUUUUCUUUUGUUGGAUACGCUGGUAAACAGCUUAGCUGUCCGGUAGCAGAGAAGACCCGCGUAGAAAGGCUCAAAGAUGAGCUAGGUUUUGUUUUGGUUUUAUUGUUACCCAGCGCUGUGGGGCAUUCUGUUUCUUUCCCUGAAUAAAAGUCCUGGGUCGUUUCCCUGGAGAAAGGUUACAUUUUGUCUAUGUUUGUUACUUCACACUCUCGUCAGUUGUUGGCCAGCCCAGCCCCACCCCUGACCACUACACCGGUGGAGAAUGAGGGCAUUAUUCCUCCGGGCUUGAAGGGCAAGUGACAAGAGACUGUGAAGUAAUACUAGAUCAUGGAGAACUUCAUCAAGCAGCUGGCUCAUGACAGCCAGCCCCAGUUCAACAUGCACAGGGAGUUCUUUACGGAGCAAAGGAAUCAAAAUUCUAGGUUGCUGGCCCAACUACAGACCCUCCCCACUUGUGCUCCACAGGCGACCCCAGCCAGUGGACCCAACCCUGGCAGGUUCCUGUUGAAAAUGACAGAGGCGGAUGACAUGGAGUCCUACUUCUUAACCUUCGAGAGAACAGCAAUAUGGGAGGGUUGGCCCGAGAACACCUGGGCUGGGCUGCUUGAACCCUUCCUGGCUGGAGAAGCACAACGGGUCUACUAUGACCUAUCAGAUGACCAGGCUAAAGACUACAAGGUGGUUAAGGCAGCGGUUCUUGCCUGGUAUGGCGACACGUUAAUGACCCGGGCCUUGAAGUUCCAGGAAUGGACCUCUGUUUCCGCCCAGUCAGUUAGGGCCCAGAUGCACUAACUUAUCCGGCUGGCGAAGGCCUGGUUGCAGAGUGACCUCGCAGGGCCCAGCGUGGUGGAGAGAGUGGUAAUGGACCACUUCCUACGGGCCCUUCCCUAUGAUGCCAAGAAGGUGGCCAGCCAGGGCAAUCCACAGUCUGUGGACUAUCUAGUCCUCCUAGUGGAAAGCCACCAGACCACAAUGGCUCUGCUGAAGUCUGGUAAGAUGGACAAACCAAAGGGUAAGCUAAGGAAACAACCAGAGAGACUCCUGCCGCCCGAUAGGUCUGCCAAAUUCCCAGAGGUGGAGCCACCCCAACGACGUAGGGUCGGGCUAGACCCCGACCGAAGAAGGUGUUAUGAGUGUGGUGAGGUGGGACACGUGGCCUGGAACUGCCCCAGUAGAGAUGAACCCAUGCCCACGGCACACUCCAUGGACCCAGUUGGGGGGAGGCACUGUCACUUAAUGACCUCCUGUUGGACCCAUAAGGAGACACCAGCCCCCACAAUCCCAACCAAAGUAGAUGGAAGAGAUGCGGAAGCCCUGUUGGACUCUGGCAGUAUGGUGUCAUUGAUACAGCCACCGCUAGUAGGUGAGCACAAUCGUACCCCAGAGAAUCCCGUGGCAGUAUCCUGCAUUCACGGGGACACCAAGGAAUAUCCCAAGGCAGUGGUGAAGCUUACAACCCCUCAAGGGAACUGUCAACUUCAAGUAGGCCUAGUCCCAUAACCUUCCGGUACAUUCUGGUGGGUCGUGAUUGUCCUCUCUUUUCUAAACUGUAGGGGAAGCAGGAGGCCCGGUACAACCGUCAAGAACACCCCCCACCUGGGGCUCGGAGGAAAACCAAUCAGGCCACGGCCCAAGAACCCCUCCAACGGUCGACGAAAACCCCCAUCUGCGCUGCCCAGGGGAACCCGGAUGGGGCCUCCACUGAGCCGGGAUCAGAGGAAGAAUCAACACAACCCUUCGAUCCAUUCCCAGACUGGGAGCUGUCAGAGGAAGAUCUCGGAGAGGGGCCCCUCUGUCUCAACCUCAAAGGCCAGUUCGGAACGGCCCAGCUGGAGGACCCCAAUCUCUCCCAAGCGAGGGUCCAGGUCACCGAAGUAGAUGGAAAGAUGUUCCCUGUGGUGAGUGAAUUGACAUAUUAAGAUAUAUGUUGUGUUAUGCUAAAGAAGUCAAUUCUAAAGUUAACGAACUGUUGUGGGUCCCAAAACGGUAUGUCCCCAUCGUUUUGCAGUUAGCCCACUCACAUGUCCUUGGAGCCCACCUGGGGGUCCAGAAGACAAAGGACAGGGUCCUGGUGCGCUUCUACUGGCCGGGAGUGGUAAGAGCCGUAGAGGAUUAUUGCCGGUCAUGUCCCGAAUGCCAACUCACUGCAUCCUCUAAUCUCUCUUCCCAUCAUAGAUGUCCCCAUUGAGAGAAUUAUAAUGGACCUGGUGGGGCCCCUGGCAAAGUCCGCCAAAGGGCACCAAUAUAUCCUGAUGAUUCUGGACUAUGCUACCCGCUACCCAGAGGCCAUUCCCCUAAGAACUAUGACCUCGAAAGGUAUUGCCAAGGAACAGGUGAUGUGCUUCAGCCGAGUGGGGAUAGCCAAGGAGAUCCUCACCGGCCAGGGGACCCAUUUCAUGUCCCGGAUCAUGCAGGACUUGUGCAAGCUGCUGAAGGUAAAACAAAUCUGUACUUCUAUGUACCACCCUCAGACCAAUGGGCUAGUUGAAAGGUUUAAUAAAACCUUAAAGAGCAUGCUCCGUAAGGUAGUAGACCAGGAUGGAAGGAACUGGGACCAGUUGUUGCCAUAUUUGCUCUUUUCCAUAAGGGGGGUGCCCCAGGCAUACACUGGAUUCUCCCAGUUCGAGCUCCUAUAUGGAUGACAACCCCGGGGGCUCCUGAACAUUGCACAGGAGACCUGGGAGACUGAGCCAAGCCCGCAUCACAGUCUAAUCGACCAUGUGGCUGAAAUGGGUGAUCGGAUGCAGAAGUUGUGGCCAAUGGUAAGAGAGCAUAUGGCCCAAGCCCAAGAAGCGCAGAGGAGGGUAUUCAAUCGAGGAGCUCAACCCAGAGAAUUCCAGAAUGGGGAAAGAGUUCUGGUACUGGUGCCCACAACAGAGAAUACGUUUCUGGCCACCUGGAAGGGGCCAUAUGAGAUCCUGGAGAAGAUGAGUCCAGUGAACUACACAGUUCAGCAGCCAGGGCGCCGGAAGCCGGUGCAAAUAUACCACAUUAUCCUUCUCAAAAAGUGGCACGCCCGAGAGGCGUUGCUUGUUGUUGCUGUGUCCCCUGUCCCCACAGAAGCGGCUCGAGAGGAGGUUGCCAUCAACACACAGCUUACAAAACUAAAGUGGCAAGAGAUGGGGGAACUAGUGGACCAGAGCAGGGAUGUCUUCUCUCCCCUCCCAAGGCGCACAACCUUGACGCACCGCCACAUCCACACAAAACCCGGAAAGAAGGUAACAUUACAGCCUUAUAGGAUCCCAAAGGCCAGACGGGUGGCCAUCAAAAAGGAGGAGGACCAGAUGCUAAAGAUGGGGAUUAUGGCUCCAGAGGCGAGGGAGAAGACAGCCUUUGCCAGGCCUACAGGGCCGUACCAUUACACGGUUCUACCCUUCGGCCUGCAUGGAGCUCUGCCUACUCUUAAGAGGCUAAUGUAUAGGGUCCUGAGACCCCACAGUGAGUACUCAGCAGCAUAUUUGGAUGACGUGACUGUGUACAGCCCUAACUGGGGAAUUUCACCUGAAGCAACUCAACGCUGUCUUGGAGGCUCUUCGCAGAGCAGGUCUAACCGCCAAUGCAGAAAAAUGCAGACUGGAACUUGAGGAAGCAGAGUACCUGGGCUUCACCAUCGGGAGGGGCAACGUCAAACCGCAAGAGACAAUGGCCACGGCCCCAAACCAAGUCUCAGGUAAAAACCUUUGAGGGGCUAACCAGCUAUUACAGUAGGUUCAUUCCUAACUAUGCAACUGUAGCUUGUCCUCUCACAGACCUGACCAAAAAGACCCAGCCCAAGAGGGUCAGGUGGACUGACAAAGCAGAAGAAGCCUUCCAGAACGUGAAGGAGGCCAUGUGCUCCGGAACUGUCUUGGUGAUGCCAAACUUUGGGAGAGAGAUGGUGGUCCAGACUGAUGCCUCCGACACAGGGGUGGGAGCGGUCUUGUCCCGAGAAGUACGAGGGGAGGAGCAUCCCAUCCUAUACAUGAGGCCGGAAGCUGUUGCCCCGAGAAACCAAAUACUCAACAGUGGAGAAAGAGCACCUAGCGGUGCAGUGGGCAUUGAAGAAAUUAAAGUACUAUCUCCUGGGACGACACUUCACUCUGGUCACGGACCAUGCUCCUCUAGUCUGGAUGUCCACGAACAAGGAGACCAACGAUAGAGUGACCAGGUGGUUUCUCUCACUCCAACAGUACCAUUUCUCUGAUGUUCACAGGUCCGGGUCGAAACACGGGAAUACAGACGCCUUGUCCCGCCAGAACGCUCUGUGGACGAUGGCCGCCCCGCCCUCCAGAUCAGAGCUGAGGAGGGAGGUGUGUGAUGGAGUGAGAGGGUGGGUGUGUGAAGGCCGGUAUAUUCCUGCUCGUUGGCUACAUCUGCUGGCCAGGAGAGAGGAUGGCCCGGAAGUGUAAGAGCCUAAUUACACACACCUGAAUCUAAUUAGCUUGGAGCUUGGGCGGUGGCUGUUUUAACCUGGCUUUGGCCAGAUCUGUUUUUUUGGUCUGGAGCAGCAAGAGCUGACAUGCAGGGCCCUCCAACCCUGGGAGGAAUAUCGAACACAAGUGGACCGGAACCUACCGGACGUUACUUGGCCAUAGGCCUGACCCAAGUAAGGACAAGCCUGGUGAAUUUCUGUUUUCUUUUGUUUGAUACGCCGGUAAACAGCUUAGCUCUCCUGUAGCAGAUAGGGACUGGAAGACCCUGGUAGAAAGGCUCAAAGACAAGCUAGGUUUUGUUUUGGUUUUAUUGUUACCCAGCGCUGUGGCGCAUUCGGUUUCUUUCCCUGAAUAAAAGUCCUGGGUCGUUUCCCUGGAUAAAAGUCCUGGGUCGUUUCCCUGGAUAAAAGUCCUGGGUCAUUUCCCUGAAUAAAAGUCCUGGGUCAUUUCCCUGAAUAAAAGUCCUGGGUCAUUUCCCUGAAUAAAAGUCCUGGGUCGUUUCCCUGGAUAAAAGUCCUGGGUCGUUUCCCUGGAUAAAAGUCCUAGGUCGUUUCCCUGGAUAACAGUCCUGGGUCGUUUCCCUGGAUAACAGUCCUGGGUCGUUUCCCUGAAUAAAGGUCCUGGGUUGUUUCCCUGGAGAAAGGUUAAUUUUUGUCUACGCUUGUGUUACUUCACACUCUCGUCAGUUGUUGGCCAGCCCGGCCCCACCCCUGACCGCUACAGUUACGUUACAGCCUUAUCUAAAAUGUAUGAUCGGUUUUUUUGGUCACAAUACCCCAUAAUGACAAAGCAAAAACAGCUUUGUAUACAUUUUAGGAAAUGUAUUUAAAAUAAAACAAAUGAAAUCACAUUUACAUAAGUAUUCAGAUCCUUUGCUCAGUACUUUGUUGAAGCACCUUUGGCAGCGAUUACAGCCUCGCGACUUCUUGGGUAUGAAGCUACAAGCUUGGUACACCUGUAUUUGGGGAGUUUCUCCCAUUCUUCUCUGCAGAUCCUCUCAAUCUCUGUCAGGUUGGAUGGGGAGCGUUGCUGCACAGCUAUUUCCAGGUCUCAGGUUCAAGUCCAGGCUCUGGCUAGACAUUCAGAGACUUGUCCCGAAGCCACUCCUGCGUUGUCUUGGCUGUGUGCUUAGGGUCGUUGUCCUGUUGGAAGGUGAACUUUCGCCUCAGUCUGAGGUCCUGAGCGCUCUGGAGCAGGUUUUCAUCAAGGAUCUCUCUGUACUUUGCUCCGUUCAUCUUUCCCUCAAUCCUGAAUAGUCUCCCAGUCCCUGCCGCUGAAAAACAUCCCCACAGCAUGAUGCUGCCACCACCAUGCUUCACCAUAGGGAUGGUGCCAGGUUUCCUCCAGACGUGACGCUUGGCAUUCAGGCCAAAGAGUUCAAUCUUGGUUUCAUCAGACCAGAGAAUCUUGUUUCUACUGUAAACCAUAUGAGAGAUAUGGAUGACUCUUAGAUAUUAAUGUUCUGUGUGUAACAUUGAUCAUUAUAAACUGGGUGGUUUGAGCCCUGAAUGCUGAUUGGCUGAAAGCUGUGGUAUAUCAGACCCUAUGCCACUGGUAUGACAAAACAUUUAUUUUUACUCUUCUAAUUAACCUUGGUAACCAGUUUAUGAUAGCAAUAAGGCACCUCGGGGGUUUGUGGUAUAUGGCCAAUAUUACAUGGCUAAGGGCUGUGUUCAGGCACUCCGCGAUGCGUCAUGCUUACGAACAGCCUUUAGCCGUGGUAUUUUGGCCGUAUACCACACCCCAUCGGGCCUUAUUGCUAUAAUAAACUGGUUUCCAUCUGCAUUGUUUUCCCCAUGGGGCAGAAAUGAUAUUAUAAACUGGUUUCCAUCUGCAGUGUUUUCCCCGUGGGGCAGAAAUGAUAUUAUAAACUGGUUUCCAUCGGCAGUGUUUUCCCCGUGGGGCAGAAAUGAUAUUAUAAACUGAUUUCCAUCUGCAGUGUUUUCCCAGUGGGGCAGAAAUGAUUGAUGCACUGGACUUCUACUUCCAGGUAAACGAUACUUCCUCAAGAUAGCACUUUACCACACUGUGAUAAUGUAACAGGGUUAUGCUAUUUAUAUGCUGUAUAUUUCUGCUAAUGCAUCAUAAUGAUUUAUUACUGGAAAAUGUCAUAAUGUCGUUUCUUUACAGUAUGUAUGAGUCACAGACACUGUAUUUCUCCCUAUGUUUGAGUAAAUAAAUGAUUUCCUUUCAGCUGUGUUCCAUAGAGGUGACCUGUGAGUCUGGGAGUGUCAUGGCAGCUACGCUGGCCCACGGGGGAAUCUGCCCAAUCACAGGCGAGCGGGUGCUGAGUGCCGAGGCCGUACGGAAUACCCUGAGUCUCAUGCACUCCUGCGGCAUGUACGACUUCUCUGGACAGAUGGCCUUCCAUGUAAGUCAUACUGUAGUUAUAUAGUAGUCAUAAAGUAGCUAUAUAGUAGUCAUAUAGUAGUUAUACAGCAGUCAUAUAGUAGUUAUAUAGUAGUCAUAUAGUAGUUAUAUAGUAGUUAUAUAGUAGUCAUAUAGUAGUUAUAUAGUAGUCAUAUAGUAGUUAUACAUUAGUCAUAUAGUAGUCAUAUAGUAGUCAUAUAGUAGUUAUAUAGUAGUUAUAUAGUAGUCAUAUAGUAGUUAUACAGCAGUCAUAUAGUAGUUACAUAGUAGUUAUAUAGUAGUCAUAUAGUAGUUAUAUAGUAGUCAUAUAGUAGUCAUAUAGUAGUUAUAAAGCAGUCAUAUAGUAGUCAUAUAGUAGUUAUAUAGUAGUUAUAUAGUAGUCAUAUAGUAGUUAUACAGCAGUCAUAUAGUAGUCAUAUAGUAGUUAUAUAGUAGUCAUAUAGUAGUUAUACAGCAGUCAUAUAGUAGUCAUAUAGUAGUCAUAUAGUAGUUAUACAGCAGUCAUAUAGUAGUCAUAUAGUAGUUAUAUAGUAGUUAUACAGCAGUCAUAUAGUAGUAAUAUAGUAGUCAUAUAGUAGUUAUAUAGUAGUUAUAUAGUAGUUAUACAGCAGUCAUAUAGUAGUCAUAUAGUAGUCAUAUAGUAGUUAUAUAGUAGUCAUAUAGUAGUCAUAUAGUAGUCAUAUAGUAGUCGUAUAGUAGUUAUACAGCAGUCAUAUAGUAGUUAUAUAGUAGCUAUACAGCAGUCAUAUAGUAGUUAUAUAGUAGUUAUAUAGUAGUCAUAUAGUAGUUAUAUAGUAGUCAUAUAGUAGUUGUAUAGUAGUUAUACAGCAGUCAUAUAGUAGUCAUAUAGUAGUCAUAUAGUAGUCAUAUAGUAGUUAUAUAGUAGUCGUAUAGUAGUCAUAUAGUAGUUAUACAGCAGUCAUAUAGUAGUCAUAUAGUAGUUAUACAGCAGUCAUAUAGUAGUCAUAGAGUAGUCAUAUAGUAGUUAUGUAGUAGUUAUACAGCAGUCAUAUAGUAGUCAUAUAGUAGUUAUAUAGUAGUCAUAUAGUAGUUAUAUAGUAGUCAUAUAGUAGUCAUAUAGUAGUCGUAUAGUAGUUAUACAGCAGUCAUAUAGUAGUUAUAUAGUAGCUAUACAGCAGUCAUAUAGUAGUUAUAUAGUAGCUAUACAGCAGUCAUAUAGUAGUUAUAUAGUAGUUAUAUAGUAGUUAUAUAGUAGUCAUAUAGUAGUUAUAUAGUAGUUGUACAGCAGUCAUAUAGUAGUCAUAUAGUAGUCAUAUAGUAGUUAUAUCGUAGUCGUAUAGUAGUCAUAUAGUAGUUAUACAGCAGUCAUAUAGUAGUCAUAUAGUAGUUAUACAGCAGUCAUAUAGUAGUCAUAUAGUAGUUAUAUAGUAGUUAUACAGCAGUCAUAUAGUAGUCAUAUAGUAGUUAUAUAGUAGUCAUAUAGUAGUUAUAUAGUAGUCAUAUAGUAGUCAUAGAGUAGUUAUAUAGUAGUCAUAUAGUAGUCAUAUAGUAGUUAUAUAGUAGUUAUAUAGUAGUCAUAUAGUAGUCAUAUAGUAGUUAUACAGCAGUCAUAUAGUAGUCAUAUAGUAGUCAUAUAGUAGUCAUAUGGUAGUCAUAUAGUAGUCAUAUAGUAGUUAUACAGCAGUCAUAUAGUAGUCAUACAGCAGUCAUAUAGUAGUCAUAUAGUAGUUAUAUAGUAGUCAUAUAGUAGUUAUAUAGUAGUCAUAUAGUAGUCAUAUAGUAGUUAUACGGCAGUCAUAUAGUAGUCAUAUAGUAGUUAUAUAGUAGUCAUAUAGUAGUUAUAUAGUAGUUAUAUAGUAGUCAUAUAGUAGUCAUAUAGUAGUUAUACAGCAGUCAUAUAGUAGUCAUAUAGUAGUUAUAUAGUAUCAUUUAACAUUUACAUUUAAGUCAUUUAGCAGACGCUCUUAUCCAGAGCGACUUACAAAUUGGUGCAUUCACCCUAUAGCCAGUGGGUUAACCACUUUACAAUAAAAAAAAUUGUUAUUUUUUUGUUCUUUAUUUAUUUUUAUUAAUUUUUUUUUUUUAUUAAUUUUUUUUUUUGGGGGGGGGCGGGGGGGGUAGAAGGAUUACUUCAUCCUAUCCCAGGUAUUCCUUAAAGAGGUGGGGUUUCAAAUGUCUCCGGAAGGUGGUGAGUGACUCCGCUGUCCUGGCGUCGUGAGGGAGCUUGUUCCACCAUUGGGGUGCCAGAGCAGCGAACAGUUUUGACUGGUCUGAGCGGGAACUAUGCUUCCGCAGAGGAAGGGGAGCCAGCAGGCCAGAGGUGGAUGAACGCAAUGCCCUCGUUUGGGUGUAGGGACUGAUCAGAGCCUGAAGGUACGGUGGUGCCGUUCCCCUCACUGCUCCAUAGGCAAGCACCAUGGUCUUGUAACGGAUGCGAGCUUCAACUGGAAGCCAGUGGAGUGUGCGGAGGAGGGGGGUGACGUGAGAGAUCUUGGGAAGGUUGAACACCAGACGGGCUGCGGCAUUCUGGAUGAGUUGUAGGGGUUUAAUGGCACAGGCAGGGAGCCCAGCCAACAGCGAGUUGCAGUAAUCCAGACGGGAGAUGACAAGUGCCUGGAUUAGGACCUGUGCUGCUUCCUGUGUAAGGCAGGGUCGUACUCUCCGAAUGUUGUAGAGCAUGAACCUGCAGGAUCGGGUCACCGCCUUGAUGUUAGCGGAGAACGACAGGGUGUUGUCCAGGGUCACGCCAAGGCUCUUCGCACUCUGGGAGGAGGACACAACGGAGUUGUCAACCGUGAUGGCGAGAUCAUGGAACGGGCAGUCCUUCCCCGGGAGGAAGAGCAGCUCCGUCUUGCCAGUGUUCAGCUUGAGGUGGUGAUCCGUCAUCCAUACUGAUAUGUCGGCCAGACAUGCAGAGAUGCGAUUCGCCACCUGGUUAUCAGAAGGGGGAAAGGAGAAGAUUAGUUGUGUAUCGUCAGCGUAGCAAUGAUAGGAGAGGCCAUGUGAGGAUAUGACAGAGCCAAGUGACUUGGUGUAUAGGGAGAAAAGGAGAGGGCCUAGAACUGAGCCCUGGGGGACACCAGUGGUGAGAGCACGUGGUGCGGAGACAGCUUCUCGCCACGCCACUUGGUAGGAGCGACCGGUCAGGUAGGACGCAAUCCAGGAGUGAGCCGCGCCGGAGAUGCCCAGCUCGGAGAGGGUGGAGAGGAGGAUCUGAUGGUUCACAGUAUCAAAGGCAGCAGACAGGUCUAGAGGGACAAGAGCAGAGGAGAGAGAGUUAGCUUUAGCAGUGCGGAGAGCCUCCGUGACACAGAGAAGAGCAGUCUCAGUUGAAUGACCAGUCCUGAAACCUGACUGGUUUGGAUCAAGAAGGUCAUUCUGAGAGAGAUAGCAAGAGAGUUGGCUAAAGACGGCACGCUCAAUAGUUUUGGAAAGAAAAUAAAGAAGGGAUACUGGUCUGUAGUUGUUGACAUCAGUGGGAUCGAGUGUUGGUUUUUUGAGAAGGGGUGCAACUCUCGCUCUCUUGAAGACGGAAGGGACAUGGCCAGCGGUCAAGGAUGAGUUGAUCAGCGAGGUGAGGUAGGGGAGAAGGUCACCGGAGAUGGUCUGGAGAAGAGGGGAUGGGGUCAAGCGGGCAGGUUGUUGGGCGGCCUGCAGUCACUAGUCGCAAGAUUUUAUCUGGAGAGAGAGGGGAGAAAGAAGUCAAAGCAUAGGGUAGGGCAGUGUGAGCAGGACCAGCAGUGUCAUUAGACUUAACAAACGAGGAUCGGAUGUCGUCAACCUUCUUUUCAAAGUGGUUGACGAAGUCAUCCACAGAGAGGGAGGGGGGGGGGGGGGGGGGGGGGGGGGGUGAGGGGGGGAGGAUUCAGCAGUGAGGAGAAUGUGGCAAAGAGCUUCCUAGGGUUAGAGGCAGAUGCUUGGAAUUUAGAGUGGUAGAAAGUGGCCUUAGCAGCAGAAACAGAUGAAGAAAAUGUAGAGAGGAGGGAGUGAAAAGAUGCCAGGUCGGCAGGGAGUUUAGUUUUCUUCCAUUUCCGCUCCGCUGCCCGGAGCUCUGUUCUGUGAGCUCGCAAUGAGUCAUCAAGCCACGGAGCUGGAGGGGAGGACCGAGCCGGCCGGGAGGAUAGGGGACACAGGGAGUCAAAGGAUGCAGAAAGGGAGGAGAGGAGGGUUGAGGAGGCAGAAUCAGGAGAUUGGAGGGAGAAGGAUUGAGCAGAGGGAAGAGAUGAUAGGAUGGAAGAGGAGAGAGUAGUGGGAGAGAGAGAGCGAAGGUUGCGGCGGCGCGUUACCAUCUGUGUAGGGGCAGAGUGAGUAGUGUUGGAGGAGAGCGAGAGAGAAAAGGAUACAAAGUAGUGGUCGGAGACAUGGAGGGGAGUUGCAGUGAGAUUUGUAGAAGAGCAACAUCUAGUAAAGAUGAAGUCAAGCGUAUUGCCUGCCUUGUGAGUAGGGGGGGACGGUGAGAGGGUGAGGUCAAAAGAGGAGAGGAGUGGAAAGAAGGAGGCAGAGAGAAAUGAGUCAAAUGUAGACGUAGGGAGGUUGAAAUCCCCCAAAACUGUGAAGGGUGAGCCAUCCUCAGGAAAAGAACUUAUCAGGGCGUCAAGCUCUCCAAGGGAACUUGGAGGGCGAUAGAUGACAAGGAUAUUAAGCUUAAAUGGGCUAGUGACUGUGACAGCGUGGAAUUCAAAUGAGGAGAUAGACAGAUGGGUUAGGGGAAAAAUUGAGAAUGACCACUUGGGAGAGAUGAGGAUUCCUGUGCCACCACCCCUCUGACCAGAUGCUCUCGGGGUAUGCGAGAACACAUGGUCAGACGAGGAGAGAGCAGUAGGAGUAGCAGUGUUUUCAGUGGUAAUCCAUGUUUCCGUCAGCGCCAGGAAGUCGAGGGACUGGAGGGUAGCAUAGGCUGGGAUGAAGUCAGCCUUGUUGGCGGCAGAACGGCAGUUCCAGAGGCUGCCUGAGACCUGGAACUCCAGGUGUGUGGUGCGUGCAGGGACCACCAGGUUAGAGAGGCAGCAGCCACGCGGUGUGAGGCGUUUGUGUAGCCUGUGCGGAGAGGAGAGAACAGGGAUAGGCAGAGGCAUAGUUGACAGGCUGCAGCAGAUGGCUACAAUAAUGCAGAGGAGAUCGGAAUGAAAUGAACUAAACAUCUGGGAAAGGAGAGAGCAGGCCUCCCUCACCAAAAAAAUAUAACUCUCCCAACUUCCACCUCAGAAACUAUAAUUGUUUCACUGAACCACCCGAAUAAAACUCUCCCAACUUCCACUUUAGAAAUUAGAAUUGUUGUAAACUACAGCAGACUGUUAUCAGUAGCUGUAAUUAAGUACAGCAGCUACCAACCACGUAACGUUAAUGCCUCGGAUAAUGAGGUUAGAAAAACGGCUGAAUGGUGGCAGCUAGCUGGCUCAAUCACAGGUACUCUUGAGCGUGAAAUAACAUUGGAAACAACUAACCACAGUUGCUAAACGUUACCAGUAGCUACCCGCUAGCUAGCUAGCUAGCUUUGUUGGUCCAAGUAGUGGGUAAGCUAGCCUCGUGCUUCGCCGGGGUCCGCCGAAUAAAAUAAUUACCUACAAUAACCUACAAUAACUACCUGAGUAAACUACCUAUAAUACCUAACUACAAUACCUACCUACAAUCUAAAUACAUGAUUUAAGCUUUACUCAACACCAUAUAAGAAGCCAAGCUUACCUCCUGCUAGAGAAAACACAACCUCUCCCGACAAUGUAUCUGAAUGUGAGUAGUUAUAUAGUAGUUAUACAGCAGUCAUAUAGUAGUCAUAUAGUAGUCAUAUAGUAGUUAUACAGCAGUCAUAUAGUAGUCAUAUAGUAGUCAUAUAGUAGUCAUAUAGUAGUUAUACGGCAGUCAUACAGCAGUCAUAUAGUAGUCAUAUAGUAGUUAUAUAGUAGUCAUAGAGUAGUCAUAUAGUAGUCAUAUAGUAGUUAUAUAGUAGUCAUAUAGUAGUUAUAUAGUAGUCAUAUAGUAGUCAUAUAGUAGUUAUAUAGUAGUCAUAUAGUAGUUAUAUAGUAGUUAUAUAGUAGUUAUAUAGUAGUCAUAUAGUAGUUAUAGAGUAGUUAUAUAGUAGUCAUAUAGUAGUUAUAUAGUAGUCAUAUAGUAGUUAUACAGCAGUCAUAUAGUAGUUAUAUAGUAGUCAUAUAGUAGUCAUAUAGUAGUCAUAGAGUAGUUAUAUAGUAGUUAUAGAGUAGUUAUAGAGUAGUUAUAUAGUAGUCAUAUAGUAGUUAUAUAGUAGUCAUAGGGUAGUCAUAUAGUAGUUAUACAGCAGUCAUAUAGUAGUCAUAUAGUAGUCAUAUAGUAGUUAUAUAGUAGUUAUAUAGUAGUUAUAUAGUAGUCAUAUAGUAGUUAUAUAGUAGUUAUACAGCAGUCAUAUAGUAGUCAUAUAGUAGUCAUAUAGUAGUUAUAUAGUAGUUAUACAGCAGUCAUAUAGUAGUCAUAUAGUAGUUAUAUAGUAGUUAUAUAGUAGUUAUAUAGUAGUCAUAUAGUAGUUAUACAGCAGUCAUAUAGUAGUCAUAUAGUAGUCAUAGAGUAGUUAUAUAGUAGUCAUAGAGUAGUCAUAUAGUAGUCAUAUAGUAGUUAUAUAGUAGUUAUACGGCAGUCCUAAGAUACAGUAGGGAAAGGUAUGCAACUACCUAUGUAUAUGUAUUUAAACAUGUACUGUACAUGUUUUGCAUUCUAUGUUAUGUGUCUUGAAUGUAGCAAUCCAUCACCACAUUUUAAGUUCCCUCUCAGGAAAUAAAAGCUAUUUGAAUUUAAAUGAAUUAAUUGUGUAGUAGCCUAAACUAAAAAAAAAAAUGCCAUGUAUUUAUAGUCAAGUAAAUUUUUUACAAAUGUAUCGGUCAAAUGAAGUCCAAUUUUUUUUAUUUGAAUUUUGUUGGAGGCUUCAACUGACAGUUUUGUCAUAACUAUGUAUGGUCCCUUGUAUGGUUCUUUCCCAGGUGGGCUUGCCAGCUAAGUCUGGGGUGUCAGGAGCCAUUCUGUUGGUGGUCCCUAACGUCAUGGGAGUCAUGUGUUGGUCUCCUCCGCUAGACAAGGUUGGAAACAGUGUCCGGGGAAUACACUUCUGCCAGGUAAAGUUACUAGCUUUAUUUCCAUGUGUUAUAAAUGAUAAAAUGACUGAAAUGCGUGUACAGGGUGAGAAAUGUUUAUGUGUAGGCCUCGUGUAGCUCAGUUGGUAGAGCAUGGCGCUUGCAACGCCAGGGUUGUGGGUUCGAUUCCCACGGGGGGGCCAGUAUGAAGAAGAAAAAAAAACAUUAAAAAUAAAUAAAAAAUAAAAAAGAAGAAGAAAUGCACUCACUAACUGUAAGUCGCUCUGGAUAAGAGCAUCUGCUAAAUUACUAAAAAUGUAAAAUGUACUCCCUAUGUGUAGGUUAUGGAUGUGUUACAAAGUCUGUAUGUACUAGGUACCCUUCAGUAGUGUUACCACAUAUAUAUAUAUAUAUAUAUAUAUAUAAUGUUUCUGCCUCCCGAUACUGUACUGGGGACUGAACUGUCUUUUUGUCAUGCUCUGGUUUUCAGGAACUGGUGUCUUCGUUUAACUUCCAUAACUAUGACAACCUGAGACACUUUGUCAAGAAGCAGGACCCUCGAAGGCAGGACGGGGAUGAUAGGGUAAGGGUUUUUGUGAGUUGUGAGAGUUAUAAAGUAAACACAACAACAAUUUAACAUGCAUUACCAGUCCAAAGUUUGGACACACCUACACAUUCCAGGGAUUGUCUUUAUUUGUACUAUUUUCUACAUUGUAGAAUAAUAGUGAAGACAUCAAAACUAUGAAAUAACACAUAUGGAAUCAUGUAGUAACCAAAGAAGUGUUAAACAAAUAUGUUAUAUUUGAUAUUCUUCAAAUAGCCACCCUUUGCUUUGAUGACAGCUUUGCACACUCUUGGCAUUCUCUCAACCAGCUUCACCUGGAAUGCUUUUUCCAACAGUCUUGAAGGAGUUCCCACAUAUGCUGAGCACUUGUUGGCUGCUUUUCCUUCACUCUGCGGUCCGACUCAUCCCAAACCAUCUCAAUUGGGUUGAGGUCGGGGGAUUGUGGAGUCCAGGUCAUCUGAUGCAGCACUCCAUCACUCUCCUUCUUGGUAAAAUAGCCCUUACACAGCCUGGAGGUGUGUUGGGUCAUUGUCUUGUUGAAAAACAAAUGAUAGUCCCACUAAGCCCAAACCAGAUGGGAUGGCGUAUCACUGCAGAAUGCUGUGGUAGCCAUGCUGGUUAAGUGUGCCUUGAAUUCUAAAUACAUCACAGACAGUGUCACCAGCAAAGCACCCCCACACCAUAACACCUCCUCCUCCAUGCUUUACGGUGGGAAAUACACAUGCGGAGAUCAUCCGUUCACCGACACCGCGUCUCACAAAGACACGGCGGUUGGAACCAAAAAUCUUCAAUUUGGACUCCAGACCAAAGGACACAUUUCCACCGGUCUAAUGUCCAUUGCUUGUGUUUCUUGACCUAUGGAAGUCUCUUCUUAUUAUUGGUGUCCUUUAGUAGUGGUUUCUUUGCAGCAAUUCGACCAUGAAGUCCUGAUUCACACAGUCUCCUCUGAACAGCUGAUGUUGAGAUGUGUCUGUUACUUGAACUCUGUGAAGCAUUUAUUUGGGCUGCAAUUUCUGAGGCUGGUAACUCUAAUUAACUUAUCCUCUGCAGCAGAGGUAACUCUGGGUCUUCCAUUCCUGUGGUGGUCCUCAUGAGAGCCAGUUUCAUCAUAGCACUUGAUGGUUUUUGCGACUGCACUUGAAGAAACUUUCAAAGUUCUUGAAAUGUUCCGUAUUGACUGUCUUAAAGUAAUGAUGGACUGUUGUUUCUCUUUGCUUAUUUGAGCUGUUCUUGCCAUAAUAUGGACUUGGUCUUUUACCAAAUAGGGCUAUCGUCUGUAUACCACCCCUACCUUGUCACAACACAACCGAUUGGCUGAAACGCAUUAAAAAGGAAAGAAAUUCCACAAAUUAACUUUUAAGAAGGCACACCUGUUAAUUGAAAUGCAUUCCAGGUGACUACCUCAUGAACCUGGCUGAGAGAAUGCCAAGAGUGUACAAAGCUGUCAUCAAGGCAAAGGGUGGCUAUUUUGAAGAAUCUCAAAUAUAUUUUGAUUUGUUUAACACUUUUUUGGUUACUACAUGAUUCCAUAUGUGUUAUUUCAUAGUUUUGAUGUCUUCACUAUAGUUCUACAAUGUAGAAAAUAGUAAAAAUAAAGAAAAACCCUUGAAUGAGUAGUUGUGUCCAAACCUUUGACUGGUAGUAUAUUUUCUAAAACAUAAAGUGAAGUUUAAGUUUGCUUUUGUUAUGACGAGUACUAUGAAUUGGUUAUGUAGCUGUGUCCUAUGAAUGGUUAUGUAGCUGUGUCCUAUGAAUGGUUAUGUAUCUGUGUCCUAUGAAUGGUUAUGUAGCUGUGUCCUAUGAAUGGUUAUGUAGCUGUGUCCUAUAAAAUGGUUAUGUAUCUGUGUCCUAUGAAUGGUUAUGUAGCUGUGUCCUAUGAAUGGUUAUAUAGCUGUGUCCUAUGAAUGGUUAUGUAGCUGUGUCCUAUGAAUGGUUAUGUAUAUGUGUCCUAUGAAUGGUUAUGUAUCUGUGUCCUAUGAAUGGUUAUGUAUCUGUGUCCUAUGAAUGGUUAUGUAGCUGUGUCCUAUGAAUGGUUAUGUAUCUGUGUCCUAUGAAUGGUUAUGUAUCUGUGUCCUAUGAAUGGUUAUGUAUCUGUGUCCUAUGAAUGGUUAUGUAUCUGUGUCCUAUGAAUGGUUAUGUAUCUGUGUCCUAUGAAUGGUUAUGUAGCUGUGUCCUAUGAAUGGUUAUGUAGCUGUGUCCUAUGAAUGGUUAUGUAUCUGUGUCCUAUGAAUGGUUAUGUAGCUGUGUCCUAUGAAUGGUUAUAUAGCUGUGUCCUAUGAAUGGUUAUGUAGCUGUGUCCUAUGAAUGGUUAUGUAUCUGUGUCCUAUGAAUGGUUAUGUAUCUGUGUCCUAUGAAUGGUUAUGUAGCUGUGUCCUAUGAAUGGUUAUGUAUCUGUCUCCCAGUGUCCCACCCAGUGUAAGUUGUAUUUAUCUCUGCUAUAUCUGUAGAACAAGUCUGUGGUGAACCUGAUGUUUGCGGCCUACAGUGGAGAUGUGUCAGCCCUCAGAAGGUAAAAUAAUCUCGGAGGCUAUAUGCAGAGACCAACCUGGUUAAAUUAAUAUAAAGUAAAUAUAUUGUUAGUUUUACUACUUGUCACAUGCUGUAGAUGUCACUCUCUCCUAGCUAGUAAUCCUUCACAGUAAACCUCUUGGAAAUUAGAACUAACAUGUAGAAUAUAGCACCCCUCGUCUCCUAUCCUGUCCUCUCAGGUUUUCUCUGUCAUCGAUGGACAUGAAUCUGAAAGACUAUGACUCUCCUAUCCUUUCCUCUCAGGUUUGCUCUGUCAUCGAUGGACAUGGAUCUGAAAGACUACGACUCUAGGACGGCUCUACACGUGGCUGCUGCUGAGGGUGAGCUACAAUCCACCGGUGGCUCCUAGUUGGGAUUAUGUUUUACAAUGCAUCAUAGUGAUGUUACAGCUACCUAGUUGGGAUUAUGUCUUACAAUGCAUCAUAGUGAUGUUACAGCUACCUAGUUGUUAUGACAGCUUCUAGCAAGUGUUAUAAUGCACUAAACGUGUAUCAUAUAAGGCAUUAUGUGUGUGUGCCUCAUAGCAAGUGUUGCCCCCCUAAGAUACAUAUUUAGUGUUUUUGUCCUCAGGUCAUGUGGAUGUGGUACGGUUCCUAACAGACACCUGCAAAGUGAACCCCUUUGUGAAAGACAGGUACGGUAGCAUUCAUUCAUCCACCCCUCCAUUCAUUCAUCCAUCUAUAUCAGUCUCUAUUGACUUUGCCUCCAACCUAACAACGUCCCUUAGCUGGUGUUGCUAUCUAGACUCACUAUACAUUCCCAGCCUCGUGCCUUAUUUCUCCAUGUCGUUCUGUCCUCCGCGGCUGGUAUCUUUACUCAAAGGUAGUGCACUGAAUAACGUCUGACAUCGUUCACCUGUCUGUCUCGUCUCUACCACCUCCCUCCAGGUGGGGCAACAUUCCCCUGGAUGACGCCAUGCAGUUUGGCCACGGUGCCGUGGUGAAGGUCCUACAGGAGUACCAGGUGGCCUGCCAGGAACAGGAGAGACUACCAGUGGCUGAUACCAUACCCAUACCCCCCAAACUAGAGACUGUAGAAGGCAUGGUGUGAUCAGGGGCCGUAUGCGGCAGGUAGCUUAGUGGUUAAGAGCGUUGUGCCAGUAACCGAAAGGUCGCUGGUUCUAAUCCCCGAGCCGACUAGGUGAAAAAUCUGUCGAUGUGCCCUUGAGCAAGGCACUUAACCCUAAUUGCUCCUGUAAGUCGCUCUGGAUAAGAGCGUCUGCUAAAUGACUAAAAUGUAAUGUAAAUGUAUGUAUCAAGCUCUCCCAUUAGGAGUGCUGAUCUACGAUCAAUUUUGCGUAAUGAAACUGAUUACUAUAGACAUUGUAGAUCCUAGAUCAGCACUCCUACUUGAUAAAUCAUUAGGCCUCAAACGGAAGAAAGCGUACUGAAACAUGGAGGGACUUCAAGUCCAAUAGCAAACACUCAUUUUAGUUUUCAGUUGCAAUUGGUAGUGUGUCCGAAGUGCCACUCUAUUUGAUAUAGGCCUUUUGUGCAUUAGUUGGUCAGUAGUGUGUAUAAAGAAUAGGGAUGCCAUUUGGGAUGUAACCCUACAGUCUUAGAAAAAAAGGCGCUAUCUAGAACCUAAAAGGGUUCUUCGGCUGUCCCUAUUGGAGAACCCUUUGAAGAACCCUUUUUGGUUCCAUGUAGAACCCUUUCCACAGAGUGUUCUACAUGGCACCCAAAAUGUUUCUACUUGGAACCAAAAACAAUUAUACUUGGAACCAAAAAUGGUUAUCCUAUGGGGACAGCCAAAAUAACCCUUUUGGAAUCUUUUUUUUUUCUAAGUGUAGUGUUAUUCCUUCCACCAGGACUUCUCUCUCUGACAUCUCUGAGUCCCUGGGUGAGUCCCAAUAAUAUCUCCUAACUCCUGAAGUGUACACUUGUUCACUACUUCCCACAAAUCUAAAAGCAUUGGAUUGGUGGAGGCAUGGGGUAGUGGGAGUUUCCACCAUAUUUCUUAUACCAGUCAUUUUCCUUCAAAUCAGUGAAGUGCACACUUUAGGAGGAAGGAAAGAUCUUUGGGACGGAGUCCCUAUCUUGUAUGCAGUAUUUACUCCUCUCAUAGGCUGGGCUUAUAUACAGGAGGAGACCUGAGAGUGAGGCUGGGCUUAUAUACAGGAGGACACCUGAGAGUGAGGCUGGGCUUAAAUACAGGAGGAGACCUGAGAGUGAGGCUGGGCUUAAAUACAGGAGGAGACCUGAGAGUGAGGCUGGGCUUAAAUACAGGAGGACACCUGAGAGUGAGGCUGGGCUUAAAUACAGAAUAUUUUAUGCAAUCCUUUUAUUGGCUGAAAGACUACAUAUCUUUCCAACACACACAAGCUCCCAGGCGGUUGCUUCAAUUGUCUCUCUUUUGAACUGAUGCGCAGGCAGGGAACUUCUAAAUUGGAACUAACCUCUAUUCUGUUAAGAAACAAUAAUGUUCAUAUUUGAUCACAUCAGAAGUUAAUAUGUUGCCAUUUUUGCUGAUAUUCAUUAGUGUUGCCGUUCUCACGGUCCGCAAAUACGAGUUGCAGUUACUUCCUCCCCAUUGGAAAUACUAAUGCUACUUAGUGAAUAUUAGGAGUACAGUAAUAAUUCGGGCCUUGUUGGAAAGCUCACAUCCUCCCCUUCUCAACGAAACCACUGGUAUUUACCCCCCUCUGACGGUUAUGAUGAGGAGAAAAUCAGAGCUGUAAAUUGGUUAACCUGUAUCCAAGGCUUUGUAGGCUAGGAUGAUUAAUCAUGGCUUCCACAAUUGCAAUUUUGCCAGCUAAGUUAUAGGAGGGUAUACACUCUAUACUGGUAGGCCUAGUUGGACAAGGCUGAAUAUGCACAUGGUCGAAGUUAGAGGAAGCCUAAAUAUUAGUUAUUUAAUGGGAAAAUGCGUUGACUAAACUAUGACUGUGACUAAAACUACACUAAAAUUGUCCAGUUUUAGUUUACUUAAAAACUAAGAAGGAUGAAAUGGCUAAAAUGUGACUAAGACCAAAAAAAGAAAGAACAAAAAAAACAUAUUGUAAAGUGGUUGUCCCACUGGCUAUAAGGUGAAUGCACCAAUUUGUAAGUCGCUCUGGAUAAGAGCGUCUGCUAAAUGACGUAAAUGACUAAAAGCUAUUUUAGUCAAAAGACUAAAACGAAAUCUAAAAUCGCUGGCAAAAUGAACACUGCUAGGUACCAGUCUGUCAAGUUUGGCAUGACAAGGAGUUGACAUGACAAGGAGUUGACAUGACAAGGAGUUGACAUGACAAGGAGUUGACAUGAUAGCACAAAACAGAUCUGGGACCAGGCUCAUAUGAACAGGCGAGUUGCCUUGGUAGUGUUUUCUUAGCAAGGGCCUUUUGCAAAUUCAUAUACAGCACUUUCACAACACACAGCUGGCCUGCUAAAAAAACAGCUUUGUCGUUCUCCUCUGUGCAGUAGGUGUUUAUGUGUAUGCUGCAUCAGAGAAUGCCUUUGGCUUUGCGGUUUAUUGGUGAAGAUUAGCACGUUGUUGAUACAUUAGCUGAGGUUGUGCUACAAGGGCGCAGCAGACAGACACUUCUAAGACCCCGUCAUGAUGAAGGGGUUCAGAUAUCAUGGUGACGGUUUCAGUAAUACUGAAGGGGUUCUGAUAUCAUGGUGACGGUUUCAGUAAUACUGAAGGGGUUCAGAUAUCAUGGUGACUGUUGUUUCAGUAAUACUGAAGGGGUUCAGAUAUCAUGGUGACGGUUUCAGUAAUACUGAAGGGGUUCAGAUAUCAUGGUGACUGUUGUUUCAGUAAUACUGAAGGGGUUCAGAUAUCAUGGUGACGGUUUCAGUAAUACUGAAGGGGUUCAGAUAUCAUGGUGACUGUUGUUUCAGUAAUACUGAAGGGGUUCAGAUAUCAUGGUGACUGUUGUUUCAGUAAUACUGAAGGGGUUCAGAUAUCAUGGUGACUGUUGUUUCAGUAAUACUGAAGGGGUUCAGAUAUCAUGGUGACGGUUUCAGUAAUACUGAAGGGGUUCAGAUAUCAUGGUGACGGUUUCAGUAAUACUGAAGGGGUUCAGAUAUCAUGGUGACUGUUGUUUGAGUCAUGAUGAAGGGGUUCUGAUAUCAUGGUGACUGUUGUUUCAGUAAUACUGAAGGGGUUCAGAUAUCAUGGUGACGGUUUCAGUAAUACUGAAGGGGUUCAGAUAUCAUGGUGACGGUUUCAGUAAUACUGAAGGGGUUCAGAUAUCAUGGUGACUGUUGUUUCAGUCAUGUCUUUGGCUUCAUUGAGUACCCGGGGCUCUGUUCCAAAAUCCACACUAACAUAUAACUUAGAGUGAAGCAAUGUGUUGGACACGCAUUCUAAAUGGUAUGUUAGAAUGGACAUUGGGACGUAGCUGGGUUUAGUUAAAUUUAGUUAAUUAUUUCUAAAAGUCAAAAAGUAUGUGCCUUACUUUAUUUAGCUUUAUACCUUAUGUACUUUAUUAAAGAUCUACUGUAGGUCCAUGGAUGUAAUACAUGGGCCAAUUUAAUGUAGUUUGUCAACAAAUGUGUAAUGUUGAAACUGUGACGUACAGCAUCGCAUGUCUCUGACGUGAUGAAAUCGAGCACAUCUGCAAACAUUGAAUUAGACUUUGUCUAAGUACUUUAUUGCUCAAACGUAAAUAAGAAAGUGUAUUUCCUUUUAUUGUCUCUUAACCUGUUCUUCAUCACCUGAAUUCACCGGUGGGAUUUUUAUGUCAUGCUUAUUUAAAUGUCUGCAUUAUGAAAGGGAUUAUCUAUUAAACAUUGUCAUGUUUUCACCCCCAUGGGUAAUGUUAUGGAAUUAUAUAUAAGGGGAUUUUCCUAUGUAGGGAAAAAUACUUGUUGACAAUAAAAUUGGUUUUCAAUAGAUCAUUGCUCUCAGACGUUGGCUCUUGAUACCGACGUCUAUUUUUCAUUCAGUAUAGGACAUUCAGCAGAUGAAAGAAGUGGAAAUGUUGCGGUCUGAGGAGACGUGA